Molecule: messenger RNA, 74579 nt
Organism: Xyrichtys novacula (pearly razorfish)
Lineage: Eukaryota; Metazoa; Chordata; Actinopteri; Labriformes; Labridae
Source: the annotation of a GenBank genome assembly
GGGGCAGCGGAGGAGACGGACUCGUGGGCGCAUCUCCUCCAUCAGAGGGCGGGCUUGUAGCGUUGUGCGCCAGCGCAGCGUGUGGCCGCCGCUGCUGCUGCUGCUUGAUGAAGAUGAUGAGAGGAGCGGCAGGUACACAAACCAUUUCAACUGAGACCCAGCGGCUUUAAAAGCUGCGAGAAGACCGACAAACACCGACCCCCUCUGCUCAGCUAGUCAGUGAAUGUGGAGCCUUUCUUUGCCUUAUCGUCCUGUCCUUUGUUUCCUCCUCUUUAAUGAAAACCAAACAAAUGAAGGAGUGACUUCAAAGUGCGCAGCGGGGGUGCGGGAAAGAAGUAGCCGACAGAGCUGAGGGUGUCCAAAUGGGUCUCGUCGCGAUGGGAUUUGAGUUGAAGAACACGUAACCCGAUUAAAGUCAUUUCAUUAAUCCGGUUGUUAAGGUAACAAGGAAGUUAAAAAGGCGUUUUUUCACCGCUGGGAUGUUGUGAACGACACGCCGCCUGGGACUGAAGGAAGUACGGAAAAGAGGGGACCGUGGUCUGGUGGACACACACCGGAGGGAUUAUGGCUUUCGCAACGUUUUCCCUCAGCCUCAUCACGCUCGUGCUUACAAACUUGCACCUGUCGCGAGCCAGCGACCGGCAUGCGGUGUACUGGAACAGCUCAAACCUCCAGUAAGUGUCUUCUUUCAGCAGUUACACUCGUUUUUUCCCUUUUUUGCUGCAGUGUAACUUGUUUUUGUGUUUGUUUUUUGCGCACCUGUGUUGGUAACUUGCUUCAAAAGACAGUGGUCAUCCUCUGCAACGACGCGUUUCUUUUGUUCACAGCACUAAGCCUUUGAAGCGCCACUGAAACACACGAAAAAGCCUCGAACAAGCCAAUUAUUUCCCCAGUUUUCAGCUUAAAACAACAGAGGGACAUCUGUGAAAACAGUCUCAUUAAAACUUUUUCGUCUCCUAUAUUAAUGCUAAAAUGCUUUUUCUUCCUCAGUCUUUAUUCAGGCAGAGGAGCAGUAAUGCACCUCCACUGGGAGACUGUUUCCACAGUGUUUCCCCCCCUUUCCACCCUGCAUGCAAAGUGCUUACUGUAUAAAUAUUUGAUUUCUAUCCCACAUUUAGUCCAUCUGCUGCUUCAAUAUAAUGACUCAUUUAAGCAGUCAUCUUUUCAUUUACCCUGCUUUCAGCUUUUCUGGUGUCCAUCAUCCUUUUCUGCCCACAUACAGCAUAGAGACAUCACAUCCACAGCUCAAACUUGCCUUAAUCUGCUAGGGCAUGAGCAGUCAGUAGAAAUGAAGUAUGCUUGCCACACACUCACACACAUAUUAAUGUAUCCACACACACACACACACACAUAUCUGAGUCUACCCUCGGAGCCUUUCUACAACAGGAAGGUUGCUUAUAGCUCAGGUAAGCUUCCCCAGGCUCUCCCCUCUCUACCCCUCUCAACCUGUGAGCUAUAAAGCUGGCUUGCUGUGGGGCAGAGAUCGAUGUGGAUUCUCCCGCCUUUGUCUUCUCAUUAGCCAACAGUGAAUCCAUCUUUCUCACAUUCUUUUUAUCUCCUCUCCUCACACAACCUCCCCUCUCUGCUACCCCCCCAUCUGUGAUCUUCCUUCCCUGUCCAUUUGUAUUCACCUCAGACGCGGGUUCCUCUCCUAUCGCCUCUCUAUCUCAUACUUGGUUAUUUUCUUCCCCGCUCUUAUUUUUUCUGCCACCAGCCGGCCUGUCCCCCUCAAUUCCCUGUUUUCUGCAUCUCAUUACCGCCCCCCCAUCUGCUUCUGGUCCCUCACUCACCUCCAAGGCUCUCUCAGUACACAUACAGUGGAUGAUAAGAAUUAUAAAUUGUAUGGAAGUUGUUUCAUUGUACGUGGGUGUCAAAUAUUUGAAGGUUUCCUCCAGGCGAACAGCAAGAAAACUAGUUUUAAACAGGAUGGAAACAGUCAAGGUGCUUCUGCAGCACUGUGUCACUUUCCCAUUAAUGUUAAUGUGUGAAUGGCAGAGUCACAUUCAUAACUAUUAUAAAUUUAUGACUGCAGUUAAUCCCAUCAGUCUGACAUAAAGAGGAAAGGGUGUGUUCACUGAGAGUAAGUUACGUUAAAAGCUCUAUAAAAUGCAGGUUUUUAUGUUUUGUUAUGAAUAAUAGUCCUGCAUAUCAGUUUUAAUUAGUGUUUUACUGUGCUACCACUAAAAUGAUUUCACAGCACACUAAGGUAGUCUCUUGUUAGCACAUUUUGUAGUUUUAAACAGGCAUCUGUGAGUUAAAAUGACAAAUAUGUGCUUAUUUUAAUGAAUUCAGAAGACUGCAAGGAAACGAGGAAGGAGGAAGAGAGGGAGAGAGAGAGGGACAGAGUGCAGGUGUGAGUCUUCAUGCCUGCGUGUGCGAAAAACCCUCUCCCUUCUCUUCAGCGAGAUACAAAUCUCUAAAAUAAUGCAAGAAUUGACCCAGUUUGCAGGUAGCAGACAAAUCCUCAGAGGCUAUGGUAAGAAUACUGAUGGCCAUCAAGCUUUAAAAAAAGGCCUCAGGCUUGGGGCCACUUCUUCCACCACUCUAUCUGCAUGCACAGAGAACCUGCAGAAGGCCUCAUUUGUUCAAUAAUGUGGCCCCUUCCCUCAUCAGCUCUUCCAGCUCUUGCUCUGGAGACGCAGCGCUCAGGAGAAAAAGGAGACUGCCAUAAACGCGGGGCCUUUAGGGGCAGAAAUUCUUGGUCGAAGUCUCAAUGUUUUACCCUUGAGCGCAGCAUUCAGCGCAGAUGGUUAUGGCACAGCUGCAAGAAAUGGGAUCACUCGGAACCAAGCUGUUUGUCCCACAGCCAUGAAAAUUUAUGAUAAGGCUCAGUCAGAAACAUCUUACUCUGGUGAAUUGGAAGGCAAAAGGCCACUGUCACACAGACGGUUUCCAGUAAUACUGAGCUGUUUGAUUCUUUCUUUGCAGGUUGUCUGAGGUAAACAACAUCAGGCGAUUUAUUAUAGCUUCUUCCUCUGCCACGGACAAUUUGAACUGAGAUGUCUUGAUUAUCAUAACCCAAAGAAAUGGCUCAGAGUGCUUUGAUUACCGCCCAAGUCCGUCACGAUCGCACUACCCCCCCAUUAGAAAGUGUUGCUCUCAGCUUCCGCUCUCAGCAGCGCGCCUGGCCAACUCGUUACAGAUGUCCCCGCUAAUGGCUGACUGAGGCAAGAAAAAACACACACGCAGGCCAUUAAAUCAUCUCGCAUCUGAGGCCAUCUGCCAAUUAGAGGGGGGAGAUGUGGAACAUCUUGAGAGCACCCGGGAGCAGCGGUGCACUGCGGUAGCCUUCCCUACCCACAAGCGGCAUCCUGUACUCCUGCUACCUCCUCCCAUCAGGUGUUUGGCCUUCGCAGUUCCACGGGCCACGUCUUUUGAAUUGGGCACCCCAUGUCCGCAUGAUCAAAACAACAGCGUCGCUUCCAUCUACUCCCUCACUCCUACCCCAAGAGACACCGCAUCUCUUCUAAUGCUAAUAACUAAGCGGGACACCAAAGCAAGAAGUCUUUGCACAGGCGUAGGAAGAAUUAGCAGGGAAUUGGUUUUGAAAAUGUGCCACAAAUCUCUUUGCAAAAUUGCCAUUCCCUCGCCUGCUCAGCAGGAUGAAAGUCUACCUUUGCAGUCUGUGGUUGAGUUACAGCUCUGUAUGUUUCAAGCUACACAUUACAACCCUGAUUUGGACCUAAAGCAGUAUCUGUCAGGCGCCUAGACCACAUAGAGGAAAAAAAAAACAUUCCAAUCCCCGGCACAGUCCGCAGUGCAACAUUAAUUAUCACCUUGACAAAUAGCUUUCCUGUGACUUUGAGGUACAGAGGCCCGGUGGUCAGUGUUGAGGUGAGGCGCGGUCUUACUCAACAGGCUCAUUAACCACCAGGGUGGUCCGAGGGGGUGAGUGCAGAGUAAGAUAGCGUUGGAGGACAGGGCAGUGGUGAUCCAUGACAUCCCAUCAGGGGAAAGAUAUUUAGGUGCAGUAAAUGGAAUCUUAACUGGGAAAUAAAGAAAGGGGAGGGUGGAUAAAGUGAUGGAUGAGGGGAAAUCAGGAAAUAGAUGGUGGUAAAGAGGAUACAAAGAGUGAAGAGAAGAAGUGGGCGCAUUGGAAGAAUAACAGGCCAGAAUGAUUGCGGUGGAGUCGUGUUUCGGAAGAGGGAAGAGAAGGACAGAUUGAUUGAGUUGGCCAUAAGUCAGAACAGGUGAAAGAGUGCGCGGGUUCUGCCGGAUAUGGAAGUGAGGUUAUUUGGCUGAGGGUGUUGUAGCUGCUGCUUUCUGAAGAGAUGAUACCCACGGGUGUUGAUCCAUGCUAAUAUGGACAGCAGCUUGGUCAUUCAUGUGGACCGAUGCUCAGAGACAAUAGCAGCCGCCAUUCACCUGCGCAACACGGUGCAUAGAGGAGACAAGUGGAUUCGAUACCUGAUUACAUGCACGUCCGUCUGCCUGCAGCUCUGUCUCUGGGCUGCCUCGCCAAUUUUGCAUACAAAUGCAUUUUAUUCACUGGCUUUCAAUUUAUCCUUUCAUAUUCAUUGUUCCAUAAAAAAGCCUCAAGCACCGUUCGAGAGCAUAUAGUUUUUUCCUAGUCGGAGUUGUGUUAAAUGUAGUUAACACAAAAAAAACAGAAUGACCUUUUAUUUUGUUAUUAUGCACAUCUAAAGAGGUAUUUCUUUUUUAACCAAUCAAGUUGCUUGGGAACAUUUGAGUGCUUUAUAGUGUUUCUUAUCCUCUCUCAGACAUCCAGGAGAUUACUUUGAUGAACGGCGCUUUUGAAUGAACAGCUGACUUGACAACACCUGGCUUCAUUAUGCUGGUGGAUGUGCAGUGGUGUCUCAAGGCGUACUGGCUUGCUAAGUGGUGUGCUGGCCAAUUUUAGAUCAGUGGAAUUUGCUAUGAGUCACAUAAAUGGACAGAGAACCAGCUGAAAGGAUGUUUAAUGCUUCAUAUGGAUCCCAGAGUGGGUGUGUGGAUCAAUACAUUUAUAUGGUAUGGGAAGGUGAAUGGACCCUGGCCGAACAAAAACACAACAAGGUUGCUUUCUGAGCAGCAAUCAAUCUGGGGUGCAUCAGGUGAUCAAUGUUCAAAUGCAUUUUUAAUUGGAUUUCACAGUGUCAGUAAAUCGCCAUGAAGUAUUUGGGGCUCAGCUCGGGAAGCUCAGAUCAAGUGUUGCCUUGGAACAGCGUGCUGGAGAAUUGAUUAUUACAGGCUUGUCAGUCACUGCUCCAGGGUUCAUGCUCCACAGAGGCCUUAACUACAAGGCUUUGGUGAAGCAGCAGCAGCGCCUGGUUCAGAGCCGACAAAGGUGGAAAAAGCAAGAGGAAUAUAAAGGAAAAAUGCAUAUGAGAAGGGCUGUGAGGCCAAAAACAAACCAUAACUUAUUCCUCCACAGGCGAAAAUAAUUCAUCGGGGCAUUGAUUAUCAAGUUUGCCCGCUUAAAAUAUUUAAAGGUUGCAUGAAAAUCAGUAUGCAUUAUAUACAUUUUUCAUCCGCUGAGUAUUUCAAAUGAGCUGGAGUAUGCAGAAAGCGGUCCAUCAAUAAUUCUGAUUCGGUAUCAGGACUCUGCCUCUGUUUUUAUGAGCCAUGUGCUCACCAAUUGCAGAUAAACGUUGAGUUAAUACUACUACUUAUUACCUUGUUUUCUUACUUAUCACCCAGCUGUGUUAAAUAUUUGAUUGCGAUUGGUCAAAAGCAACACAACGGACAACUUGAUCACACAUCUAUGGAGUGCUAUUUUUAGCAGUAUAAAUAUUCAUAUUUUAAUGAUGAGAAUAAAAUCAUCUUUAAAUUAAUACCUUGUUUCGACUUGUUUAUACAUUUAGUUGGUAGCAGGGUGAUAAUUAUGAUGAUGUAUAUAGUAUGCAGGUUAGAUCCCCUCAGGGUGGACUAGAGUGGAGAGGUCUGGUCUCACUCUGUUGGGAUUUUAUUUUGAAAAAUCUCCCUCACUUAUUAUAAUCCCUUAUAAAGAGUACAGCCUUUAAGCUAGGUGUCAUGCGAUAACUUUCGUUCAUGUAAAACAGGACAGUGUGUGAUUGGUUUCAGUUAUGGACUAUUAACGCUGAGUUUAAAAAAAAGAGUAUUUAUUGCUCAUCACAGGAACAUAAAAAAAAACAGAGAAAAUAGAAAAUAGAGCAAAAUUGUCUGAAUUUGCAUUCUUGGCUGCAGCUCCAGGUAAACAGUAAUUUGACGUUACAGAGGAGUGAACACCAGUGAAAUUAAAAGGUGGGAGUGGAUAUUAGUUAAAGCUCAGGCAGAGACACUUAAUCAACCUGAAGGACAUAAAAAGGAAAAACAGUUUUUUCAAAAUAAAGUCUACCUUUUUUCUUCUUUACUUUUUCCUCUAUGGUCCCCUUGGAGGACUUAGGCCCCCAAAGCCCGCUCAGCUUCAUUAUUAAAAGGAAUUGGCUGGUUUGGUGGGCCAUUAUAGUCUUUUCAUGGGUCCUGAUGAGAAAGCACUCUGGGACUCGUCCAGAGCUUCUCCAGGUGAGGGGGUUUCAAAAAAAAAAAAAAAGGAGAAACAUAGUUUGGGACCUCAUACAGCAUCAAAGCCAUUAGCAUGCCUUGCGCUCCAAGGUUAUAAAAACUGCACUUAACUGGCAGUGGGAACCCACAGGAGAUAGUCCUGAUCCCAGACAGGUAGAACCAAUUUCAGACUCAAUGAUUUGAAUGCAAAUGCUUUCUACAAAGAGGGCUUCCCUACGUCCGAAUGGCAGCUCCACAGUACAUUACACUGGGAGUCUGUACCGCAGUGCCCGUUACCCACUGGGAAAUUACACUGCUGCUAUGAUGGAAAUGGCUGCCAUGUAGGAAAAAGAUCAAAGCGGUUGAUAGUUGGAUGGUCACUGGCUGGAGUUUGAUUAUUUGGGAAAUGGGCCUUGUUACGCUACAUUGCCUGGAAAACGAUAUGGCAUCCGCAGCAGUUGGUCAAAAUAAUUUGUUUUGUUAUUGAAGCAGAAGGCCUCAUCUGAGGUAUGGCAAUUGAGGCAGUAUUUCUCACCGACCAGCGCCCUCAGAGUUAUCAGUGUCCCUUCAUAAAAAGGCAGCGAGUGAGGACACAGGUUUGUGCUCUGUCAUAUCUUGUUCUCUGUUCAUUCCCUUCAGGUCUUGAGCCGUGACAGGUCUUCCCUCUAAUGCUCUCGGGUGCUUAACAACAGCGGUUUUUCGGGAAGUGGAAAGUGUCCUCACAGCUUAGUGGAUGAUACGGCUUCAGUUUUCCUUUCAUGUGAGGGCAAUUUCAAAUAUGGGCAACGUAAUAAUUAGGUAUUCUGUUAUAAUUGAGAUUUUUCCUUUUUGAAGAUGUAAUUAUACCAAGGUCUGAGACCCUUUGGCAGCAGUCAUCUCUGUAAUGAGAAUAUUUGAAGAAAAUUGAAAUCUCUCUCUAGUGCUCUGUGCAUCCAGAAUGACAAAAAGUAAUUUGACCCUUCAGCCGCAGAAGCAGCAGCCACCACCUUCAGUGGCUGAAUGUAUCCCCUUUAUACUGUUAGAGGGAACAUUUAAAUCAGUGCAUCUUCAAGCGAAACUUCUCUAUUACAAAUAUGAUAGCAGGGUCUUUAGAGCUUGAAGGUGUGAUGUAAGUGGAUUGGAUGGGGAGCUACCUUCUGGCAAAAGAAUUAAAGUAAAAUUUCUUGUGAGGGGGCUGGAGGGACGUGUGGCGCAAAAAUUUCCUUUGCAGACAUUUAGGUACUCUGCCUGGCGAGGUAGACACACAGAGUCACUGGAGAGAGCCUGUAGCUGUUGUUAACUUUACAAUAUGACCUGUGCACACAAGCCAUUACACAGUGUUUGAGCUAAAAUUGUCUGUGAGGAGGUCAAACGGCCCCUUAGUACUUUUCCAGGGUGUCAAGUCUGCAAUCGAGAGGGACAACUAACAGUACAGUGAGUGCUGGAAAAUAGAGGUUGAGGGAGAAGGCACUGGUAUAUGACUUUCAACAUAUUAUGGCUUGGAUGUCUCAAAAAGUAAUACAAUAGAUACAUGUGGUUGAUAAAAGUAGGUUAUGUUUUUUGACAGUUUUCUUUUUUUGAUCCUAAGCUAAGUUAGCGUUGGCAUAUUUAGAGACUGAAAGUAGUAGAAGAAACAGGUAAAAUAGGAGCUAUUCAGCUCUCAGACACUGUUGUCUUUAGGGGCAUGAUGAAAGUUAGUGUCAUAAUUAGCUUUUCGUACGAGCAUAUCAAUGGGCUAACGCAGGCGCUUGUUCCGCGAUCGUCCUCUCUAUUUCUCAGAGCCUGGCCUGCAUAGCGGGGCUUAGGGGGCGGAGCUUGGAUUUGUGAUGUAUGAAAUCUUACUGUUUCUGAACCUGCGGUUUGGGUCUGCUAGAGAUGCACAGCGUUUUGAAUGCAGAAAUACUCAGAAAUGCAAUUACAAACUUCUUUUUCUCAUGAUAGGUUCUCUAGUAUCAGAAAAAUACCAUAUGAACAUGUAGACAACAAGAAGAACAUGAUUUUCAUCGGAGUGGGUCUUUAAAGUGUUGAUGAUAGAGGACUUCUCUUCCAGAUGACAUGUCCUCUGACUAGACUGCCUCCCUUCUGUGAACCACUUAUUUGCAUGGUGUUACUGGAUGCUUACUUCUAGCACAAUAUUGAUAUUAAUUUUUCUGAUUUUAAGUUUUGAUGUGACUUACCUUGACUUUUAGUGAGGGAUUAUGACUGUUGUCUACUAUACUAGAGUUAGCUGUUGGUUGGUGCCUUGCUGUUUGUAAGCAAAAAGCUGAAAAAGGACGUGGUUCGACAGUAAAUGGCAGUUCACUGAUAGAAAGAUUGAUCACUCUAUUAGUCUUGGUGAACAGCAAAAUCACCCAACGCUGUGCUGUAAAUAUAUAUUGCACUGCGCUUUCAACACUAUGUGCUUUCUUAGGUUACAGUUACCAGGUCUGUUUUGCUGUUCGAGCAACUUUCAGAGUAAAUGUGAAAUCUUGUGAAAUCCAUAAAAAAAAGAAACCGUCUGCUUUGAUUCAGCUUUCAUGUUUCCUUUGAUUUCAUUGGGAACAAUAAGGAGCCGUAAAGUUUUAGUGCUGCAACAUUUUGUGUUUUUACAGGAGGCACAGCUGCAACGGCUCACCCCUUGCCUCAAACACUGAAUAUUCAGUACAAAUUCAGCAGAUCAGAGCACAGCUCAGUCAGUGGCAUCUUGCACUUUUUCCUUCCGUGUUUCUUUAUCUUCAAACUCAUCAUUUAAUCAGGUCUCGUGUAGGUCUGCAUCAAAAAUCUGUUUGGAAUUCAUUUGCUGCCUUGAUGUGUAAAUUCAGUUAUGGUUAAUACAUGAGCCACGCAUAAUCAUGUCUCAACACUCACACACGUGCACUUUUUUUUUUUUUUUCCUGGUGUUCUCACUCAUUGAUUACACGGACAAUACGUGACUCAUCUCGCACUACUGGCAUGCUCCAUCAAUGAGUGCGGGGGUUCCUCGCCCCUCCUCUUCCUUUGCCUCCUCUCUAUGGAUCAGUGUGUGUUAUUGGUAAGUGCUCCACUGUGCGGUCUGUUAUUUGCAUUUCUAACAGCUGGGGUGGUGAGGUCCUGCUUGUUAUCACGAAAUUUUUUACACUUGACUAUUAAUGGCUAGAUUAUGGUGGAACAGUAAAGCCGCGCCAGUAAUCUACCUGUUCAAAUGAUCCCAUCGUUUAAUGCCUGCAAAAUCUCUUCUUGGCUCCUGCUGUGCUUUGUUUGUUAAGGUAUUUAUUUAGUUUGUUCAGCUGCCUUUUUUUUGCUUGUUUUCGGCUAUGUACAGCAGGCAUCUGUGUGUGUGGUUUUCAUGACCGUAGUAGUGUGAAAGCCACAUUUCUUACAUGCACUUUGUUCUGUUUGUGUGAGAAAAUAGUGUUUUUCCUGUAACCUGUGUAAUACUGCGUGGGACUGCUCCUAAACCAGCGUAGUGUGCAAAACUGGGAGGCACACAUCCCAGAUCCCCACCAUGCUGUGUGUGGGUGUAUAGAAUAUCAAUGUCCCUGCUGGGCUCUUGCUCUAAUUGUAUGUGUGGCUCAUAUCAGGUUGCAUUAAGGUGUUUUCAUGUCUGACCGUUCGUCUGGGUUACUUGUACAUGUGUGUUUGCAUACAUGCUUGUUUGAUGGUUGAAAGUCGAGUAAUGAUUGUGUCUCGGCCUUCUCUCUCUCACUCACGCCUGUGUUUCCUCUCAUUUGCCUCACAGAGCAGCAUCCCUCGCCGUCUUCUUGCGGUGUCGUUUGAAGUGGAUUUUUUUCCUGCUCAGCCCUUCUGUUCCUGCUUCGUUCUCACCUUGUGUGGAGUCAAUGGGAAGUCCCAAAAGAGCGCUUCGCUCAACCGCAUUGCUGUGCGUGGGAGGAGAGUGGGCACUACCGCCCUUUCCCCUCCCUUUAAUUUAUUGCUCUAUUGCUACUGAGCGACUGAAUCAAAUAUAUUGUGUCAUUAUUUAGGAAUUCUUCCACCUGCUACACAUGCACUUGUUUUCCUUGUACCGAUUUCCUUUUUUCUGCAGUCUGCAUGUUCGUGUGCGUGUAUGAUGUAUGUACAGGUAGAGAUAGAUGGUUAUGAUAAAUAGAUUUGCUUUUGCAGCACUUAAAGGGAUUCUGUGCCACUUCCCAGGAGAAACAGGAACAGAAAGUGGAAGUGAAAGUUACGACAAAAAAUAACUAAAAGGGGGAGAAAGAAAGUCAGUCAGGUUGGGGGGAGGGGAGAGUAAAAAGGAGAUAAGAGGGGGAGAUACAAGGCGGUGCAGAGAUGUAGAGUGAAAGUAGGGAUAUAGGGGAUAAGGAGGGGGAUGUUCAUAUGUAGCAGCGAGAAAGAGUCUGUAUGGCGAAUAUUAAUGGCUUGUCAAGAAGUGGAGUAUCUUUUAAAGACCUCAACCUUUCCUGUAGUGCUCAUGCGUACUGUGUGCAAAACCUGCAGCAUGGAUGCACCGCUGCAAACACACACAAGACAACUGCACCAGUGGCAGUUGUUUGUAUUGGAAACGUGUGAUGCUUUGACAGUGAAAUCUGAACACUUGAAGCAUCACAUUUGUUGAUUUAUUUGUCACUGUUUCAUUUUUUUGGUUUUUGAGCGUUUGUUUGGCCUCAGAAAUUAUGUUUAUCAGAGGUGAGUCGUUUGUUUUUCUGUUUUUAUCGGGAUCAGCUUGCCUGGAUUUCUGUCGCAGAACACCUGCUCCACAUGCUAAAUCAGAUACAGCAUCUAUCUCUAUCUAUCUGUCUAUCUGUCUGUCUGUCUGUCUCUAUCUAUCUGUCUAUCUAGGCUGCACAAUAUUGGAAAAAACUAACAUUGCAAUUUUUUUCAACCCUGCUAUAUAUAUUGUGCUUUUAACAAUUACAGGAAUUUUCUUUAGAUUUCUUUAAAAUAGCACUUUACGCUUUGUUGCACUGCUGAAGUCUUGUGGACAAUUAACCUGCACUGAUCUUACCUCUUUUUGUGAGUGUUAGUAGAAUGGCUUCUGUCUGUCUCAGAGAUAUUUCUAGUUUGCUUUUAUUGUGCUGGAAUGUUAUUGUGGCAACAGAUGAACACAGAACAUGUGUUUUGGUCGAUAUCAUCCUUCUUGUAACCGAAAUAAUAACAGAUAACUGACGUUGCUUUUCUUUAUUGGCAACAAGUCUUCAUUUACAGUGGUUUUCUCUUGUUCAUCGCUCAUUUUGCGAUCGUUGUUGUUGUUACCGGUGUUGUGCUGAGAAACACAUGCCCGCCGGGAUUUGCAUGCACCUCGUUUAACACACACACAGCUUAUAGUAGAGUGGUCGAUGGAAAUUUAUAAUUUUAAACCCAUACAAUUCUUAUUUGUUUGGAUAAACAGUGACGGGUAUGUAGUUCUGAAAGAAAUUCUCUGUGAUUAUGCGUUUCGCGGCACAACAUGAGCAGCGCCAGCGACUCACUCCAUGUGCAGGCCAUGUGCAGGGGCGUGAUUUCCUCCUCUCUUAUUUUGAUUAACGGCUUGCAGGGUAGUCUGCUUGGCAACUGAAUAAAGAACGAAUGUGAUUGGUGGAUCGCUGCACAGCAAAUGCAGAGUCAUGUAGUGUAUCUCAGUCAGCUACCCUUGAAAUUAGAUGAGUUUUUCCGCCUCCUACAUUGCAGGCUCUGCAAAGUAACUAUCGCGCACACGUACAUCGCGAUGACGACGCUCAAAAAAUAUAUCGUGCAGCCCAUCUUUUUAUCUAUUUAUCUAUCUAUCGAUUGAUCUAUUGAUCUAUCUAUCUGUCUUGGGGGGGUCUUAUCAGGGGAAAUUUGUCUUACUAUUGACAUUCAUACUUCUGUAAAGUUCUCCAUCCUUCACACAUGACUCUAACCCAGGCUAAUACUCUUCGUGCAAAGGUUAAAGAUCUGAGUGUUGCAGGAUUGAAGACUCUGAACUCAGUAUGCAGGAAUAACAGAGCAAAACCAGAACUAGGUAUAACCGUUAGAGAGGUUAAUUGACUGCUUUGGGAUAUUUUUACAGUUCUAGGGUGCCAUGACCCGGUACACUCGGUUCUUGAACGUUACGAUCCAUACUCAGUUCAGACUGGUUAAUCUUUACACACUCGCACAUCUCUCUUUCUCCCCCAUAUCUCUUCCUCUCCACCCUCUCACUUUAUGCAUCAUCUCUAUGCAUCAUCUUUGUGUACUCAUAUGCACUAGACGAUGUUUGAGUUGCAGCUGUGUCAGGACUCAGAACCCUCCCAGCACCUGUCAGUGGCGGAGCUCCGGUAAGAGGGAAGCAGAGAUAGAGCUGCAGGUGUGUGAUUGCAAUAGGAAUUGUGGGGAAAGGGGGGGAGAGAGAGAGAAAACGAGAGAGUGAAGUGACACUCAUUUGCCACAUGAUGCAAUGAAAAAACACGCUGUCUUUGGUGGAAGCCUGUGUCACAGGUGACAGUCAGUGACAGGACCAAGAGCAGAGCUGUCAGAGAGGCGAGAACCACAGAGAGGGAGAGGCAGGGGAAAUGAAUAUGCUAUUCCUCAUCUAGCAAAUGACAGAGAGAUGCGAAGGGAGUAUAAGCAUUACAGUAUGGUGGCAGGAAGAACAACAGCUGAGCACGGUGUUAAGAGCUAAAUGAUGUAGUGUAGAGAAUAACAUAUACAGCCUGAGGUCGUUGUUUAUGAUGAGAAAAGCAAGUGUGACACACGGCGACUGCAGAAGAUGGAUUUCUCAUGUGGAAAUUGGUCUAAUACCAGGAGGUUUAUUCCCUGGGAACUCUGACUGCUGUUGAAAACAAUGUAGGUCGUGAUUGAAAAAAAGACAGAGACUGUAGAUAAUCAAAUUCACAUCUCUCGUGGUUAUUUUUUCAUUUGAUCUGGAGUAAUGUAAAUUGGAGCAUCAAGCUCUCCAGCUCUGGUUUCUGUCAACAUAAAUCCUUUCCCGCUGAGACAAAGUUUACUCGUGGCAUUGUCACAGCUUCCUUAUAUCUCUAAUAACUUCUGCCUUGGCAUUUGCUAUUCAUAAAGCAGGUUGUAAUCCCUAAUUAGCAGGCUUUAAUUUCCCUAACGGGGAUGAACUUUUGGUCAUAUUAGAGCUUCCAUUAAGUUUUGAUUCUAACCUCCAGCGCCGGCUGUAUAGGGGUAAAUUAGUGCCAAGGAAACCAUAUCUCUGGCUAAUGUGCAGUGCCAGGGAGAUAACAGCAGUUUCAAAAAUGCCAGGGACAUUAGCAUUCCUGCGUCGUGCUGUGUGUGUGCGAGGUCUCAGUUUUUAAAUCUGUAAAAAAAAAUUGCUGUUUGUCAGCAAAAACUCUGCCUCCCCUGCUUCCCCUCCCCCUCGGCCCCCAAUUCAUUAGACAGUUCAUCAGCAAUCUAUCAUCAUAUGUUUUAUUUAUGAGCACAAACACGUUCAUUCUGAACAAACGACAGAGGUUUCUCUGGUUAUUUAGGUUUCAGGUAUGUUUUCACACUUGUGUUUGUCCCAUUGUUCAUAUAUAUACAUAUAUUAUAUAUAUAUAUAUGGAGAGAGAGCGAGAGUGGAAUAAAGUGCUCCAAGCUUCAGGAAAUGAUGCUUUUUAAUGAGGACUCACUCCCUCCUAGUGUUCCCACUUCUGCCCCAACCAAAAGCCAAGGUUUACUACUCUGCCAGCUCCCGCUCAGUGCCUUGUAUGCAAAUAACCAUUUUUCAAUCAACCUUGCGGUUCAUUCUGAGAUGUUCGAUACAGCCCUGGCCUUCUGCAGGGUAAUUUACCCAGAAUUCUUUUGACCUCUGAGGGCAUCUGGUGGAAUGACAUCUUUAAUCACUAGCCUCCGCUCAGUGUUCGCUGCCCACCAAGAGGUAGAGGAGGUCACUAAAAGUAAACCAACAGUGAGUUCAUAUUUAGAAACGUACGGAUCGUUGUUCUGGCACCUGUUGAGUCAUAUUUACACCAAUGAAUGCUGGGUAAUAAAGCGCCAGAGCUUGGCACUUUGGUAAUUUUGCAGUAUAAUAAAACAAGCCGGGUUCUAUUUUGGAAAACCAAAUUCAGGACAGGUUUUUGUGUUGUUUUCAGAUUUGAACCCUCAAAACCAAUUAUAAUGAUCAACAGCAAUUAUUCUUUGUUAGAUAAACAGACAAAGUUAAUGGAUUUAAGGUCCAGCGGUAAAAACAAAUCCCACCAAAACUCUAUUACUAAGUCAAAUUGAAGGUUGUGAUUGUGUGAGCCCCCAGUGUUGGAGAGGUUUUGCCCACAAACAAUGAUCAUUGGUACUGAUGUUUGUGACAUCAAAUACUGAAUGUUUGGAUAAAUUCACACCCGAACAAUGUUGUUUUUCUGAAAAUAACAACCUAACUACAACCGUUUUGUAUGUGAUACUGACUGUUGUAUGACUGGGAUCAUCAAUAGGGUCAUCUGUGUUUAUUUACAUCCAGGUAGUAGAGGAUUUAGACCUAAAAUGAUAAAAAUUCUGAUAUUUUGUUUGAUAAAUAGAUAAUCCUGAUUCCCACAUGCAAGAGGAUGAUGUUUAGUGACUAAACACGAACAUCCCUGAAGUGAACACUUUAUUUUAAUAAAUCUGACUUCUUUUUCAUUGCUUCCCUUUCACUUUCGCCCUAAUGUGAAAAAGUGAUGCUGCAAGGAUUUCUCACUUUAAUGCAGACCACCAGGGUUAAAGUCUUGUUCCUAAUCUAUUUUGCCCUGUACUUGUCCUCAGGCCUAAUUUGGGGGAACAGUUUAACAUCAGUAUUCUCAUCUGGGGAUCAGGUUGAAAUGAUUUUGCAAGCUGCUGAAAAGUAGACAUUUCACCCUUUUACAAGACUUUAACUCAAGGUGCCUUUGAGUGAUGCAGUAAACUUUUUUAAUCACUAGUAAGGCUGUUUAAUAGCCGGUGGUACGGGACUGAUUUUAUUAUGUGUGUGCGUGUAACCCUUCCCCUUCAUGAGCGUGGACCUGGGCUGUAAAACUAAGAAUGGUUUGUGUAAAGAAAUACUAAAAGAGUAAAGAUACAAGGGGAACAGUUUAAGUGUUUCAGCAGGUUGUAUCUUGAUGACGGGUUUGAAGCUGUCUGGAGGAUAACACCUUAAUACACUCGACAAACUCGCCCACUUCUCACCAAGGUCCUGCAACUUUAGUAUCUGUCUCUAUGUAGUGAGAUGUUUAACCUUUACCACAAAAUCCACAUCACUAUACCUUAUGCUUUUUUCCCCAUAAGCUGUGCGAUUUCUGCUAAGAUACACUGUAAAUCCUCUUGAAGAUUCUUUACAUCCACUGUGCGCGUAUUAGGACUCAUGCACACACUCACACACACACACUGCGGGGUUGACUCUCCUUAAUCGAGGAAUCAUUUCAAAAUUGUAUUGACUGGUGAGAAAUUAUGCAAAUGUACUUUUACACCUUUUUUUUCUCCAAAUACUCGUAGAGUAAUCACGACAAAUUGAUUAAAGUUUUGAUUAGGGAAGAGUUUUUGAACGUUGUAGAGUUAUCAGCGAUGUGCUUUUAUAGAAAGGCUAAUCAACCAAAAAAGCCUUUGUACGACCUGAAUAACAUAAUGUCUGACUAAUCAGGGAAAAAAGGGCGACACACACACACACACACACACACAUACGCAUGCACACACACAAAAGAAAAGCCGCUAACUCUGAUUCUUCUCUGUAAAGCUCUGCAGGUGUGGUCCGCUCCUCCUGCGCUGGCUAUUAGCACAGCCGAUCAUUGGUAUUCAUUUCCCGCUCCUAAUUCCUCCACAGUAUUUUUUUUCCCUCUCACUUGACAGAGGACCGUGGGUUAAACGCCGGGGGGAGUGCUCCAUCACGACUAGAUCUGAUCCAAUUAAAUACAGAUUUAAUCAGCCCCGCAGUCGGCGAGUGAAUACACAAUCUGAUCAGGCCGCUGGUAACCGGAGGCCCCGACGGCGAUGGGCGCUGGUUCCCAUCCCUCGGCUUGAGGAUCAGUUUAGCAAGUGAGGAAAGAGACACCUCCGUCCUAUCUGACCUGCUGACAGGUUUGAUUUCCAGCUUUACUAAUCCAACAGCAUUCUGAGGCUGUUCCCCUACUUCUCUGCCCACUUUGCACAAACACCUUUGCGUAAAAUGACCCCUAAACACACUGAUUUAGUGUUGUUGAGUCUGCAAGACGACAGCGGCUCCUGAGGAAGAUCUGCAAGAUUUACUGUUGAUGCAAACACUCCAUUAAUUACAGAUUUAGAGACUGGAUUAUAUCUAUGGCAGGCAGAAACGAUCUGGAGGAGGUUAAUCUUUCUGUCUACAAGCAGAUCGGGUAGAAAGGAGAGAGAAAACGACCGCAGGAAAAAAAAAAGGGAAGAUUUUCCCCUCCCUCCUCCCAAAUGGCUGCAGCUGCUGAUUGUUGAAACCUUUUACUCUGCAGAGGAAGCAGGUCUGUGAUAUGAAGUACAGCUCCCCAGUGCCCCAUCAAAGUCCACUGUAACUGCUGUGUCACCUUCAGAGUUUCCGAGGGAGGAUCGUACAUGGGGAGCUGUUGCAGAGCCUACUAAUGAGAAGUCAUUGGGAAAUAGGUUGCUUUUUAGCAUAGCCUCGAUGCGCAGGGUCAUUUAAGUCACGACCCCAGACUUAAUUACACGUCCUGCUGUUUAGUGUACUGUUGUGUUUGUGUGGCUGCCAGUUUGUGACUAGCUUCUGUGAAAACUUUAAUGUAAAACUGUAAUUUAGUAAUGGCUGCUUCUGUUAGCCAUACUCCACAUAAUGCAAACACAACACACCAUCUUGUUUAGUCCACUAUUUAGAGUCUGAACCAAAUCCAACAUGGCAAGCAGAGUGCUUUGGCUGACUAAGUGUACAAGCUGGAAGUUUGUACCUCCUCCAGCAUGGCAGCUAUGUAGGUUAACACAGAUGAGUUUGAUCACAUUAUGUCUGUGCAAUAUUUACAGAAAUAAAGUAUGUGCUAUCAGAUGGACUCCUCAAAGUCUUUAGAGGCAUGUCCAAACAUGUUCUACUGGGUUAGUCUAACAGAGGCACUGACUCCUGCUGGGCUAACUUUGACUUUGAACAUCGGAAGAGCAUUCAUUCGCCUUUUCUGUUUCUACUUAUCAUGAUUACCCAUAACAUUUAAAUUGAAACUAUACUGUUGGGAAAUUUUUCAUAUAUCAAGAAAUAGUGAUGGGCACGGCAAUUCUUUUCUAUGUACUGAAUCACUAGAAUCAGUUCACUAAAAAGAUUCAUUCAAAAGAUUCGUUCACCAAAUCAUUUAGCCAGAGAAGCCUGUGACUCCGACCUCCUAAACUGAUACACAGCUGAACGUUUCAGGAUACUGUCCCAUGGUAUGUUAUUUACCAGGUCUAAAGGUUGUUGCGUUGGCAAUUUAGCAGUCAAAAAAAAGGUUGUUUUGUCACACAAAAAUGAUUCCAGAGAGUGUAGUUCAAUGCGUGAUUCGUUCACAAAGUGAUUCAGGCGUCUGUGCAUGUGGUUUCUUGUUCGCCGGCUGCUGGCCUGGCAAUGCUGUUUCUCACAUCAGCUCAACUGAAGUGAGAAACGAACGAAUCACUCGAGGAAGUGAUUCAGUUCAGUACGUUCACGUAAAAGAUUUGGUUCUUUUGAACGAAUCGUUCGCGAAUGACAAACACUAUCAAGAAACGGACUAAAAUUUAGGGUUUAUAAAUGUGUGUGUAUGUCCUGAAAGGCAAACAAGAUGGUCAGGAAUAUGGAGUAUUUGUUUGCUACAUGAGCUGCAUGUUAUCCAGUCCAAACAAAGCUAAUAAUGUUAUAAGCUUAUAGCUUAUUUUCCCAGAGAAAAUAGCACUUGUAUUUUACAAAAAGACAUAUAACUUUGUGUAAAAGGUUGCAAAAAAACGGUUAGUUGUCAAGUUGAAGUUUUUUAGUUAGAAAAAUUAUACAAUAGAUUAGCUACAUUUACUGUAAAACCUGUGAUAUAGGUUAAACAAGUAUAAAAGAUGCAGAUAGAAAAGGUUCGAACUGUCUUCCACAAUGUGCAAUUCCUGUGCAACUGUGAGGGUCUUUUUCGUUAUCAUUCUAGCUACAGGAAGAGGCCGCCCAAGGUAUGAACUACAAAGUGCUUGGCCUCUCCUCCCAACUGCUUGUCACCUGUUGUCUUAAAGUAAGUCGCCUUUUCAGUCAAACAAAGUUGAUGAUGAAAAAGUUUGGCUGGUAGAAUCAUCUUUGUCAGUAUUUUUUAGCAAGAUUUGCUUCUUGAACACCAGUUGUAGGUUUAUGCCAUGUGCAUUUAAUACUGAUAUCUUGAUUGCAACACCAGCCUCUAUGAUGCAAUCCACUAUUUAGACAACAAAUAGGGACUAAUCAUUGAGUAAAUCUUCCUUGCUUAAUUUAAGUUAAACCCUCAGAAGUCAUGAUAAAGUAACAAGAAAUCAAACAAAGCUUGUCGCAUCCUGUCGAAAUUGUUUUUUUGGGUCGCUGAAAAGUCCCGUCCAUGGCCGCGUUGAUAGCCUGUCAAAUAAAAAAAAUCAUCUUUUUUUGCAUCUGAGGUGACCAAGUCAGAUUUAUGAGGGGCCCAUGUCCCCCUGUGCCAUCCCCCGGACAUGCCCCUGCAUAUCCAGGGGGUGACAUUAAUAUUCAAAGCCAUUCUUGCAACCUUUCUUAUAAAACCACUCAGGAAAGAUGCCUUGAUUUUUUUCUCAUUAUUCAAAGAAGCUAAUCUAAGUCUAUUGUAAGGAAAAAGCAGCGACUGAUCCAGACUCUAUUUUUAGGAAAUGUUACAGUGUUUAGCAAAACAAAGGUCUAAAAUGUGUAAUUUGCUAAUUUCACUGGGAAAUGAUUCCAAUUGUCACUGAGAGCAUUUCCGCCACAUUUACCCCCUGGGAUGUCUAUCUCUCUUUCUUCUCUCGCCGCUGAUCAGUAUUCUUUAAUUGCCUUUCUUGUUUGGAGGAAGACUUACCUCACUUGUUAUUUCCAGGUGUAAAUGAGAUGAAGAGAGAAAGGUUACCGAGAGCCCCGCAAGAUCGAGCAGUCCUUCGGGGUGGUCUCGGCUCACCCCUGCCGCAGUCAGAUAUCUCAAACAUAGCUGUGUUUGAAGUGCUCGGUUGGGUGCAUCCGCUUUUUCUGCGCGCUGGCUAGAGCUGUGGUGCUUGUUUAACUCUGGCAGCUCCACUGUAAGUUUCUGCUUUUGUAUUUGCAUACCGAACAAACAGGAAAUUGUGUUCAUUUGUAUGCAAAUGUGUUUGUCCCCAAGGCUGGGAUUUUGAAUUAAAAGUUUUACCGUCCCAUUAAUUCCAAAUUACACACAGGCACUGACAUGGGCUCCUCCAUCCGGCAGGGGGGUAUCCGGCAUGCCAUCCAAACGCGUCUCUGUCAGUUUAGGCUGUUUAGUUUGCCAUCUGCGAAACAGAGUCAGAAUUUGGAUUUAAUCUGGUCCAAUGAUUCGCAGAUUGAUCGUCUGCACUAUGUCGCAAUCUCCUCUUAAUUGUCUCAGGAAAAUAUGCAGAGAUUUCGGUGUGAUUGAUAUUCGAGGAUACUACAAGAGACAGACUUGAGAAGGCCUUGGAGCGCUUGACUGACAGGUUGCGAGGAACGUGGCGAAUGAGAGGGAGUGGCGAAGGCCGUCCAGCGUGCUGAUGUAGCACAGCUCAUCAGCCCCGCUCAUUAAUAUACGUGCACAGCCUCAUGAAAAAUGCAUGACCCCAACAGCGACGUGUGACAUGUAUGGCUUGAUGCUGACAGUCAAGGUGAUAUGAAAAAUUAACAGCUAUGUUCUCGCCACUUUGCAUGAAGGGCCUUGUCUUUGUCAAAAUGUUGCAGAUGAAGCACCAACAUUGUAUAACGUCAGCUGUUUGAAGUGUUGAUCAUCGCGAUUGAUCACACUUUUUAGAUCAAAGUGUCUUUUUAGAUGUGCUCAUCAAAAAAAAUCAGGGUUUAAAAAAAAAAGUUCCUCAGGUUUCUUCACACUUGGAAAUGACUCAUGGGGAUUCGAAGCAGCUCAUGGUGCUCAAUAAUGAAACAGAAGUCUACGUCGAGAAAAAGCGAAUUGAAUGGAUGGAUGAUUGGAUUAAUGUUCUGAUCUAAAUAAUGCUCUCUCAAGCCUUCUUGAUUGCACCAAUUCCAGUUUUGAUAGAAAAAAUGCCAACAAUGUGUCAUCGUUCGAGCAAUUUAUCAGGUUUUCAUUGUUUCAGCAUGGACAUAUGGAAAUACAAAAACAGAGUGAUAAAGGCCCAUUAUUAGCGGGGCUUUUGUUACAGUAUAAAGUGAGCGCCUGCUGUCACUGUGGCAGUGCGCUUUUGUUCUUGCGUUCUUCAGUUUUACAGCUGUGUUUAUUAAUCACUCAUAAUGACUUGUCCACAAAUAGUUCAAGUCUUGUACUUUUUCCCAGCUUGGAGUCGUUCGUCAGUUGCGCUUGUACCAAACACGCGGAAAAAUAUUUGCAUGACAAGUUUAAAAAAAAUACAAAUCAAACCUGAUUUUUCGCAGAGGCGCUGCAGCUGCUGGAUGAACAUCAACGUCCAUGAAUGUGUAAAAAAGAUGAAAUUUUGCUCACAGAGGAAAGUGACACAGACACACACACACACACACACAGACACACAGUGCUAGAAUUAAUAAUGCAUGGAGCACAUCUUGUACACAUGCAGACUGUUGGCAGGCAUCUGAUGUGUCUGUGUGAUGAGCCAAGGGGGACACAUCAUUUCUGACUCUCCACUCGCAGACUGAUGGUGGCUGAGUGCUCAGUUGCCAGGUUUCGCUAAUGAAAGGGGGAAUUUGGCUUUGUGUCUCUUCAAAGACUUUAUAAAUGGGUUGUGUUCUUUGGAGGUGGCACAGCAUCUAACCUGGAGAGAGCUGAUGCCUGACAGGCUGAGGAAGUGACUUUGACAACGAGACAGACUUACAAUCAGCGGUGGCAGCUCAAAGGGGAAUAGACCUGUUUGCUUAAAAAAAAAAACAUUAUAUCUGAGAGUGUUAGCUUUAAAAUACUCAGAUAUAUUCUCAAAUCCAUUCCUCUAGUUAUUUUGUCUCAUGGGAUUUUAGAGUAUAGACAACAUAAUUACAAUAUGACUGCACAAUAUUAUUGUACCCUUUCAUUUCCAAGUAAUGUCUAACAUUGACAAACUGACACGCAUUAUGCUGCUCCCAGAUAAAAAGAAAGACGGUGUUUAAAUGAAGAAGUAAACAGCAUAACAGACUUCCCAGCUCUCAUAUAUAUCAGCUUGUAUUGAUUUCGUAUGCAUAACUGAUAAGACCCAUUAUUUUUUCAGCACUUUGUCUGAAUAAUAAAAUCAUUCCCGGGACAUCUGCUAAAAGAAAUGAUUCCAGCAAACUUUAAUACACUCAGUCAUUAUUACUUGUUGCUUUAAAAAAGGAUGUGAAAUGUAUCAAAAGCAGGUGGAAAUAGGAUUAUUUUCGCACCUGAACAAAUUUUUUAUAGCUUCUUUUUUUUUUCAUUUGCAGAACAGGCAAUCCUGCUCCAUGCACAGCUCCCAUCACUCAGAUGGGGAAAACAAAAUCCCUCACUGCUGUUUGUUGUCAUGUCAGACAACCUCCUGGAUGAUGUAUGUGUGAAAGGAGACACGUCAAAUCUAAAUAUAAACCACAUGGAGAUGCUGCUCCUUAAAAACACAGGACAAAACUGAGGGUCCUGAACAUUUUUGAAUAUAAUGUGAUAGAUUUUAAGUUGUUAGAUAAUUGAGGUACAAAUGGAGGUCUGGAUUAGACUGGCUGUAAAUCCAUAGGAGGGAAGGAUGGGAUUUUUUUCUGUCUGAUAUGGAUUUAAAUACCUCGAAUUAAGAUUAGCUGAAGCAGGGUACCCCUCAGAUAACAGUUUAUCAAAAAUAUGACGCAUCAGACAGAUAAACAUCGAUAUAGUUGUUUAUAUUUUUCAUUACCAGAUUUUUUUUUGUCAUUUUUACAUGAUAUUUAAGUGGAAACCUUGUGGAUUUUUGGUAGGCUUAUUGAUGGUCCAAUUAACUGGUAGCUGAUACUGAUACUGAUAAUUGUACCAAUACUAAUAUGGGUACCGAUACCCUGAUCACUGUUAGUCCUGACAUGAUGUUAACACUGAUAUCAAUACCAAUACUGAUAUCAGACUGAUAUAACAGACUGAUUGAUGGCAGUUCAAUGCAUUGGAGUCAUAUCAGUAUCGGCCCUCAUACGGCCAAUAUUACCAUUAUCAGCAUAUCAAAUCAAAAGUGCAGAAUAUUAAUAAUAUUAUACCCUCUUUAUUAUUUUCUUGCUUUCUAAUUUUUCCGUUCGGCAAUAUUUUACCAAACCAAGUAUUUUUCCUUCUACAUUUGUUUUAAAAAAUGUUCCCUUGAGUUUAACAACUUUGUUUUUUAAUUUGUUAACAUUACUACAUUUUUUAAAAAUGCAUUACGAUAUUGGUGUUAUCGGCCGACUUUCCAUUGAAAAACAUAUAUCAGUCGACCUGCUACUUUUGAUAUCAGCAACUCCGACUGAAAAACCAAAAAUGACUUUGUCUUUGAGAAUAAUUCCCUCUUUUGUCCUUGAUUUUAGCGGCGGCACAUUUAAGCGAGCGCAUGCAUAGAAUAAGAGGUAGCUUUAAUCCAUCACAAGGCAGCGCAAGUGACAGCUGAUAAAUGUAAGUCAGAGGACAAACUCAACUCUGUCACUCAGUCCAUUGGUAUCUAUUGAAUCUGUUGACUGCUUGUUUGCCUCUUUGCCGUUUCAGUUCUCCUUACGAUUGUUCUGCCCUUCAGUGAACUGUCACAGAGCACAAUAUUGUCUGCAGGGUACAUUUCUUGAAAUGGAAAAGGUUUUCGUAAUUGCUGCCAAUCAUUACAAGCCAUUUGUUGUGCAUGUGUGUAGAAAAGCAGGGGACACAGACUGAAGGAAACCUGUUUGGAAUUGUUCGGUAGAGGAAGACUUAAGGUUAGAGGAGGCAGCAGGAAAUUGUGGCACAAGAACGCACCAGCGCCAUUAUCACAGCCCCCCCAACGAGGACAUCCUGUCUACCUGUUAUUAGUGCAGGAUUGGCGAGAUUGAAUUAGACUGACACAUCUUUAAAAAGCCCCUAGAAUCUAGCUGCCAAAGUCUUUCUGCCAUUUUGCCCAAGGAGUCAGCGAGGGUCAGCAGGAGCGCGUGAGUGGGCAACAAGCGGCAGUCAGAGCCACUCAGAGACACCCUGGAGGGGGGAGAGGAGAGAGCAGACCACAGCUUGGCAGCUCCACUGGAGUCUGAUAAGCUUUAAUGGCACCACCACAAUGAUUCACACCAUGUGAGACACACACACACACACGCACAGAGGCGCACACACACACCUCCAGCAGCCUUGUGAGGAAUGAUUUCUGGACCCUGGAUAAAUUUGCAGUUGCAGGGAGUCUCUAUUUACCAGUAAUUGCAUUUCUCUGCCCUCUUUCAGCCCCUGCCUUCAAAAAGGUUCUGUGCCUCAGGAAGUUGAAGGUGGUUGGGGAAAAAGCAGCCGAACAUGUUGUCGGCCUCACAAGGCGCCCUGCCACAAAGUUGACAGCUUAUAGGACGAUCUGUACCAUACAUGGAUACAAGCUGUACACCAUACACAACCUGUCACAUGGACCUUUGUGAUCAUUUGCAUUUCCUGUAAUUCAGCUCGACUAAAAUGAAAACAAGACAUUAACCACACAUACACCUCUAUAAUCACUAUACGAUGGCUUAACUGACCUUUUUGCACACCGUCACACAAACGACAGAGCCGCAUCCAGCUAAUGGAGAUGUUCACACACAACAUCUGUAUUCACCUCAGCUGUUGGAUGGCGUAAAUUAAGAUAAAUGGUCUGGAUUUUUGGUUAAUUUUUCAUGCCAGAAGAGGCUCUGGCUUGCUUGUUGGCAUGAAUGCAAACAGCAGAAAGAAGAAAAUGAAACAGCCCAGCUUUCUUGGGAGUUAUCCCUACAUUGGAAGAUUUUGAAGCACACGACUUAAAUCUACUGCCAGGAUUUAUUGCCAGUGCAGAGAGGACGGAUAAGAGACAGACGUAAGGUUACAGUGCAUCUUUCAUACCAAAGAUUGGAGUUUACAUUCUGUCACAGUACAACAAUUGAUGCUCGUAAUCUCCCUAUAACCUUUAAAGGGUAUUUCAGCGGUAUAGAAGUUGAGGGAUGUGUGACAGAAAGAUUAAAAAAAGGAACAUUCAAUGCAGCACAGGCAUAAAUAUUUUUCAAACACCACUAAAUGCAGCUCGACAGUAUCUCUUUAAAGCUUGAUGACAUGGUUCUGGUAAAUUAAGAGACUUUAAAUUAAGUAUUUAAGAAGAGAUUAUAAUCUAAAGGGCAGCCGCUGUGGGGCUUGGUGCAUUGAAAUUUGCAAGCUCAUGUUUUAUUUGCCCUGGCAGACGUAUCUUGUCCCUUUCCUGUUCGGACAGAUUUCUAGCUGACCUGGUCCUGGUCAAGCCUUAGAGGCAUGUUAGUAACAACCAUCAUGAUCGCCUCUGGUAUGAAUAUUCAUGCUGAGUACCAGUGGUAGCUUUUGGCCAUAUUCUGAAUCAUAUUCUGCUGAAAGUCCAUGUUUUAGCUGAACUAAAGGUCGUAUAAAUGGAACUUUGGAUUAGCCUACCCGGCAGCAGUUUGACAUUACUCGCACGUUUCACUCCUCUAAUUGUUGGUGGCAUCUAGGAGCGUUUUAGUUGCAGCCAGUCAUAACACCUGUCACGAAUAGGAAAUUAUCCGAGAGUUUACUAGGCAGUCCUAAAAUAACAACCAAAUAACUUCAGGGACAAAUAUUUCGACGUUUCUAGCCUUAAAUGUUUGUUAUUUAAAGUUUUUAAGAGACCUCUGGUCAGUCUUAAGGAUACAUAACCCUAUGCUGUCAGGGUGUACAGUCUGCUCUGAUAUCUUCACAUAUUUUUUCAUUGCCCUUUGUUUUUAUAGUGUGGAAGUUGUUCAGUGCCAAUUUUUUGGUGUCAUUUCAACACUCGUUUUUGCUCAUUAAAAAUGAAACAAUAAUAGUUAAAACAUGAUAUAGUUGUAUCUUAAAAUCUUAAAGGGAUAUUCUGGAGUAAAAUUAAUUCAGGGUUAGGGUUAGGGAUCAUUACUGAUCAUUUCCUUGAAGUAAUAAUCACCAUAUUAAUCAUUUUGCACUGCAGACGCAGUAGUUCCUCUGCCUUAGCGUCUCGGUCUGAUUGCAUUUCCAUGAAGAAAUGAUCAUAAAUGUUCUUCCUUGAGCUGUGUCACCCCGCUGCAGUAGGUGAUGGACUCAUCCGAGGUCUCUGUACAAACAAGCGGCUGCUGGAAGAGAGUAGGUGAGUUGUGUUUAGUCUCUUUGCCAAAGAAAUUAGGCAAAGUUAAAAAGAUGUUUGGUGGCUAGUGCUGUGGCUGGGACCCUAUAUGUACUGUUGGUGAAGUUAGGUGCUGUUCUGAGCAUUAUUUGUGGCUAUAGAGUGGCGUUUUGGUUGAGCACAUGGCUCCUUAGGCCACUGUGUAUUGCUAUCGUGCUGUCGUUACUCAAGUUUGUACUAGAGAAGCAAGCGGUCUGCAACAUUCAUCUCUCGAGGGGGUGUCUAACUAGGUGUUACGGUGUGUUUGACCCUAAAUUAAUUUUGCGCCGGAAUAUCCCUUUAAUGUGUUCCUCAUAAUGCACUUUGAAGGCUCGAUGCUAGCUAUGUAAACAUCAGUGCAUUUCAAUGUCUCCUGCCGUCCAGAUAAGAUUGCAUUUAUGUCCAAAUGUAAGUCACCUUUGACGUCAUGGGAAGCAUUUUUUAAAGCUUUGCAAACACCCUCUGAAGCUGCAGUGGAUGUAACACACACACACACACACACACACACACACACACACACACACACACACACACACACACACACACACACACACACACACACACACACAUCUUUACAGGCUUUUAAAACUUUAUACCAACCAUGAAGAGCAGAUUAAUCCUUGCACGUAAAAAUGGUGCAGUGUUCCUUUAAAUGCAAUGUAGCCACCACAAACUCCCUCCACGUUGGAUAGAAGACAUGGCUGGCCAUUAAUCAUAAGGGUUGGCGGCUCGGUCCUUAGCUCCUCUCGGCUGUGUGUUGAAGUGUCCUUGAGCAGGACACUGAACCCCCAAAAUUGCCUCUAAUGCUCGCAGAGAAAAAAACCAACAACGCUUUUUUGAUUAAAACAUCUAAGAGGAUUGCACUAAAAAUCAAUAACUUAACAUUUGACAGUGAAUGCAACCUGGCAUUUUGUCGAGUUGUCUCGUGAUUAAUGUUGUGUCUGGCAGUAAGGUUAAAGAAAACAAGAAUAUAGUGAGAAAUGCACUAGCUGUGAUGUAUGCAUCCUUAUUGAUCCACUGAUAAAAGGAAUAGUGCCCAGGCUGUACGAAUGGUUAGAUAUGAAGAUACAGCGUGUGCUCUUGCCGCUAAGAAAUAGGGGCUGCAAACAUGAGUGAUGGAGUAGAGUACCAACAGAAAGUAGUGCCUCCACUUUAUCUCCACUCUGCUAAGCUGGAGACACACAGGGAAACACCGCAUGGACAAGAAAAGAAAUCGAUACGCUGAAACAGUUGCUUGAAUAAAAUCCCCAACUCUGUGCAGCUCGCUGUAGUUUCUGAAACCCCUAAAGUGUAAGGAAAAAAAAGAAAGAUCUGCUCCUUGUUAGCGGGAAGUCACUACAACGCAAUAAAGUACUUAGCAGCUUUGUGUGGAGAGAGGGACUGCUGUGCUGACUGCUUGCAAAGGGAACAGAUUGGAGUGUUGCAUAUGACUCAAAAUGUCCAUCUGCCCCCAUUAUAUGUGCAAUUUUUGCUGCUUUCAGCAUUAUGUAAAGUGUGCUCACGCUCUCUCUCUGUAAUUCUAGGAGCUUUUGCAGAAGAACACGAGGUAUUUAAACAAAUACACACUCUUGCAUGAAACAGUGGCACAACAGGUAAUUAUUUGCAGAAGAAUAGAGCAAGUGCGUGGGGUGCAAAUUGCAUUGUGGGAUGGCCCUGCGGGACAGAGAAAUGUCAAUUGAAGUGACUGCCAUUUUUAUGCACACCUCAUCUAUUGUUCUCCGUGGUGAAUUGCAGGGGGCAGUGUCACUGUAUUUACACGCACCUCUCAGGACGUGGGUGUAUUUGUUUGUCUCUGUCAGGGAGGAUGAUUUGCCCCCUCGUCGCUGUGCACAAACCUGUCGCUAAAUGGGAACACAAGUUUAGCAAUGUUUCCGAGCCCCUCCUGAGAGUGCGCAGAGAGCCUGUCGCCACCUGUCAUAACCCUCAAAACAGCAGGUAGGGCAGGAAAAAAAAAACUACACCUGCCUGUCAAACACUCUUUUCUCUCUCUAAUUGUUCGGCGCACAUUCGCAGGAUUACGGGUUUAAUUCUGCUUUAUAAUCACCGUUCAUUGUUCCCGCUUAUUGUUUCCUUGCUCAGUUUGUUUGUUUGUGUUCUCACUUUGGCAACAGGAAUGUUCUUUUGUCAUGCCAACCAAGCGAUUUGUGUUCAAGGCAAUUGCAUUUAAUUUAAUUUAAGAGGAGAAUACAAGAAAGGCUGGUGCAGGAAGGAAAGGACGGGGAAAUUAAGAAGCACCUGCAAACAUGAGACACAGACAGGAAAUUAAAAACCGCAAAAUUAUGACUCUUUCUCGCAACUAUUUUCUCGAACUUUGACUAUUUUAAGACGCUUUUAUGAGCAGCAUCUGCCAGUAAAUGAUGAUUUACUCAUUUAAAAGGACACAGUUACCAUAUUAAAUAGGCCUGUUUUAUAGUGUAUGAAUUAGAUCCAUCUGGAGAUACAAAACUGGAGGAACAAAGCAGCACUAUCACUCCUGGCUGCCCGUGUUUAUGCCUUUAGAGAAGUGUUUGAUAAUCCCAGGUCGAUACUAUAUACACUUAUCUUUAGAGAUUAAGCUGCCGGGUCCAGUAAUCCUUGAUAACAUCUCUUAUUCUAAAGCUACUACAGUAAAGAUUGCACUAUUUAAAGCACCGCACAGUUGAUAUACUGUGUUGUUUGUUGGCCAAAAAUAUUUAAUUACUUGAUAUAUUACAGAAGGGAAAAAAGGACGAGCAACUGCAGGAGAUAUACAAUAUAAAAUGUAGCCAAUAUAUUGACAUACAGAUAAAACUGCAGCUGUAGAGGGGAAAGAUCUACUAUUUGAAGCUUGUAUCACAGAACUGACUUUUAAUUAAAUUUCCAAAAGUCCAGACCAGGUCUGGAGAACAGUACAGGUUAUCUCCCGCUGUUUGUCCGUUUCAGCAGAGAUCGGUACCUGGUUCGUGAAGCGUGAUGUUCUACAGACUGGAACGUGUCCAGCUAGCACUCAGCUGUGGAGUUGGGUGGUUCAAAGCCCUUUGCCCAGCACGUAGUGAUGCCCAGGGGCAGCAAGAGAGGAGACUGAUCGAACCGUUUUUUACGUCGAGGUUGUCAGAGGUCUCCUAACUUCCUCACAAAUCAAUACGGGGCCUUAAACUGCAGCCAACCGGCUGAAACUGGCUGCAAUCUCCUCGACAACUCAGCCUGUGUCCACAUUUCUCAUCAGUAAUGACUGAGCAGUUCGAAACAAGCCCGACACCCCAGUGGGCCGGAGAACACUGACUCAUGUUGUUCGCGGACAUUAAUAAUGCAUUUUAGCAUGUAACACAGAAUAAUUAAGUCUGCUGCUAAAUACGAGCUGAGUCCUGUGUGCCGCUUUGUCAGAAUUCUGUUUGCAGAGAGGAAGAGAGAGAAGGAGAGAGGGAUGAUGACUAAGCCAGCCAUCUUUGUUGUGAAUGAUUAUGGGCUUUACACUCGUGUCCUUUAUUUGUUUGGUUUGCAUUUAGUUUUUAUCAUGAUGUCAACAACAAGGGGUCGAAUUAGAUGGGUAUUAAUCCUCUGUGAGCCAGUCAGAACUUUCUUUAUCCUGUCCAAAUUACAAUGUUAGUGAGCUGAUACAACAACGACAACAACAACUCCUCUUUACAAAGCUGUGUGGGUGUCAGUUUAAUACUUGGGAUUCAGCACCGAUGACAAAAAUGACACUCAUUUUGAACACAUCAAAGGAAGAUGAUUAAAGUUUGGACUGUUUGGUCUGAAAAAAGAUAUCAUGGGACGAGGUAACCCGAGACUUGUAUCAGAACCAAAUGAAAUCUUUGACUAUGUUUUGACAUCUGAUAAAAUAACAGAUCCACUGAUCCUGAAAAUGAUCAAGAGAUUGAAUCAUGAUUAAAAUUUUCAUUUCUUCCUGCCCAAAGUGACAAAGAACUCAUAAGUUGUAUUUUCAUGAUGAAAAACCUCAAAGGCUUUUCCCUGAGUUUUUCACUCUUUGUAACUUUUUUCCCAAGUCCUAAUUUGCUGAGAAGGGCAUGGACAUUGUGAUUAAAAAACCUUGGGGGAAGCUCAACUGUAGAUCUUUAGUGCUCGUUUUUGUUUUAUCUGGGUACUUUUUUCAACAUCCCACUGAGCAUUUUUUGGUCUAAAAGAGGUCUAAUAGAUGUCUAAAUGUGGCCUGGAUGACUAGUCUAAAAUCAGGCUACCACAGGUCUAAAAAUGACAGUUUUUAGAAGUCUAAAUUUAGACUAAGUUUAGUACAAGUCUAAAUCUGGGCUAUAUCUAUACUACACUGUAUAUUGCUCAACGGCUAUCAUAAUCAUUUUGGUUAACUACUUGGAAAUCAGUUAUGCAACUCAAUAAAUAGUUAUCGAAUAAUAAGUUAAAUUGCAAUGUCCAAAUUCUGUCUAAAAAUAUCCAGAAUCUAGACGGUUGAAAUUAGGUCUAGGUCUGCAGUUUAAAAAAACAUGAAUAUCUGCAUAUUUCAGAAAACACAAAGGUAAAUAAACAAUAAGUCUCACUGAUUGGCCAAAACUCAAACCCUUAACAACAGUCGAACUACACUUCCUGUUUAUAGAUGCUACUGCAGGGAUAGCUCAGUCUUUUUCAGUUUUAAAAGGAUGAAAGAGAAACUUGAGCUCAUAGGAGACAGUUUGAUGAGGGACACAUAUAAAGUGCAGUUUUUGGUGCACGUUAAUUGAUACGUUAUUGAUACCAGUUAACUACAUACUAAUUCGUCUUAAUAGAUUUCUUAAUAGAACAUAAACAACUCAAACAUACUUUUACUCUGUCAAUGGUUAAUUGGCUUGAUUGUAUCAGCACACAAUGAUAUCCGUCAGGAUCUAGUUACACAAUGAGCAGGCAGCUGAAGACCUUGACCUUUCAGCAAAAGUAAAUAACUAGUUAAGUUCAAUAUUAGACCUGGAAUGUUCCGACCAUUCAGCGCUUAUUACAUGACUUGAUACAGAUGCUUAAAACACAUUGAAAUAAAAACAUAUAAUGAUUAGGAUUUAGGAAAACAGUAUCUUUAACGUUUGGAUGAUCCCUGACAUCCCUCUCUGUUGUUUGGAUAUUUCUGCUAGUUGACUGCUGCUGUCUUCUUCAGAUGAAUUAGAAAUCCUGAUCCAGGUUACGUCGGCUACACUUUUCAAAUAGACUGUUUCUGAUUCUUAUUUUCAUCCUGCUCACUCCAAUCUAACUGAUGUAACAAUCUAAUUGAUCACUUAAGUGUAAUUGGAAUCACUUGAAUCUUUAUGCUCCAAUCCAUGUUAGCCAUGCUUCAGUCCCCCUCAAACACUGAUCUUUUUUUUUUUUCUCCCUCUCUCUCUCCCUCUCUCUCUCUCUUUUUCCAUCCCCGGUGGUUCUGGUCUGCUGCUCCCUCUCCAUCUCCUCUGCUCUUUAUUGACUGUUGAGUGUAAGGCGGUGUUAAACCAGCAUCGAUGUAAUAGUGGGCAUUAGCCCUUUGAACUGCCCUUAAUCUGACUGUAAUAAACUUACAUUUAUUUUGGUGGCAGAGGCUUUUCUUCUUCCACACACACUCUCUCUCACUCACUCACUCUCACACACAUAAAUAUUUGUGGAUGGAUAUCUAGAGAGUGUGAGGGCAGGAGGAGAGAGAUGGGACCUGAAUAAAAACGUCCAUUGUUAUGGGGAUAGCGUAGCCUGUCAAAAGCUCUUCUGUGGAGCAGUGUACUAGAGCUGUGCUUGAAUCUCGCCUUUAAUUGGAAUGUAAUUGGAGAAGCACCACUGAUCAUGAAUCACAUUCGGCUCCAUCUCCUUCCUCCCUGAACUCAGGCCUGCUCCUUUUUCCACUCACUGACUCUGACUCUUUCCCCCCUCUCUCCUGUACACCUCCUCCUCUACCUCCUCCUGCUCCCGUAAGGAGGACGUCAGUCAUGUGCAGUGGAGCGACGCAGAGGAACAAGGCCCCCUACUGGGUCCAGAGCGUGCGGGUCAAUGUGUGUCUGGGGCGCAAACAGCAAGAAACAGGGAAAAAGGGAGGAAAGAAGAGGAGGGGGAAUGGAGGUGGAGGAGGAGAGAAGAAGAGAUUAAGAGGAAAGAGGGUGGGAGCGAUGAGAUGGAGCGCAGGAGUUGAAUCAUUUGUAAUAGCCUGUGCGCUCUAUUGCGCCAUUUCAUCCAGCAUUUAGUUAAGCGAGAUUUGUUUUGUUUUUGCCUUUGUUGCCGGGAACGCUCGGAGAAGUCAAUUUGUUGGCUCAUUUGUCAAAUGCUGGACUGCGUCAGUGGCAUCUCAGCCGGUGUCAUGGAGCGGAGAAAAGCUCUCUCAUUCAGCUGCGGUGUAGAUGGGAAUCAGGCUGCUGGAGAUUGCCUGUGUACCAUGUUAAAUGUGGACUGGAAAACAAUGAAAACUGAGGGCACCGGCAGUGCAACCUCUGCCUUAAAUUGAUUCCUAAGUGGAACAGGGCGGUAUGAGCGACGUGGUGAGAGGGAGGUAAAGAAAGAAAUGAUGGGAAAAGAGUUUAAGGGGUAGACAGCAGCAUAAUAGUCAGUUAGAGUUAAAUUGAAAUUUCAAUUCUCUUGCUGGUGUCCAGAUUUUCAUUCAAAUUAAAUAACAGUGUUUUAACAAGCGACAGGAUGUGAAUUCACAGACGGGAUUAACAACAUUUGAUGGAAAAGCCAAAGCAUGCUAGUUACAUGUUAGCUAAUUAAAAGCUUUAACUCAGUGCUGGUUAGAAAGUUACCUGAGAGGUUCUGAUCAAAGAAGAAACUUCUCUCUGUUUUGCUUUGAUGUUGGAACAAAGAGCCAACUUUGUUAGCUAAUAGGCGCUAAUUAGCGUGUGUUUGCAGCCAAGUGUAAAUGAUGGACAGAUGGGGGGGAAAGAGUCGUACAAUUACAAGUCAGACUUAAAUCAGUAAUUAGCUUUAUUUACUGGAGACAUUACAGACCACUACAGUAUGAAACAAACUACAUGUAACAAAGAUGAGCAAGAACUGAGAAUGGCUGCUUAUAAUGAUACUGAUAAUGUUGACUGACUGUAACACUCAAAGCUCCAGCAGCAACCUUAGGUUUGAAAUGUCCACUUGAGGCUGGCUCUAAAGGCCAACCAAUAUCAAUUAAGAUAGGAAGGAUUAUACUUUAUUGAUCUCCAGAGGGGAAAUUAGGUCACUGCACCAACACAAGACUUGACAAGAAAGCACAUAAUACAACACAGACAACGGUUAAAAAAAGCCAGAUUAGAUAAUAAGAGGUGUAUAACUAUGCAACUGUGGUAGAAUGACGAGGAAUUACACAGGGCAGCUAGGACAUGUUAGGCAAAAGUGGCAGGUCAAAGUGACAUCAGUGGGAUACAGUGAUAUAAUAUCAUGUGGUAUGGUAUGGUAUGGUGCAGUAUGAUAUAGUAUGGUAUGAUAUGAUAUGAUACAGUAUGGUAUGGUAUGAUAUGGUACGGUUCAGUGUGAUAUGAUAUAUGAUAUGAUAUAAUAUGAUACAAUAUGAUAUGAUAUGGUAUGGUAUGAUAUGAUAUGACAUGAUAGGAUAGGAUAGGAUAGGAUAUCACAGUUUUACUUCCCCAUCAAUAACUAUAGAAAUAUCAUAGACCUGCUGUCUGCUUUAAUAAACAAGUCCAUGUUUGUGCUUUUUCAGUCUGUGUUGUUGUUGCAGCAGCCUGGAUCUGCAUCAUUUCUGUCCUGGAUGUGGUUUUUCAUAAUCGAGCUUGUUACUCUUCACGGCGCAGUUCAAGCCCGUUGCUCCUCCUUUUUUUUCCUCUGACCUUUAGGAUUCAGUUCUGACAUCUGUAAAGCAAACAGUAACGCCAGCGGUGACAGUGCCGAGCUGUCAACAUUACAAUUAGAGGUUGUCAGUCAGAUACAGUAUCAAAGCAUGAGCAGACUCGUAAGCAGCUCAGCAUUAUUUCCACGACGUGACAACUCUGUGACCAUAAUUACAGAUAACAGACCCGUGUAAAUAUCCUGAUUAUAGCUGGAUGUUAUCACUUGAUUUCAAGUUCUACUAAUCUGUCAAGUUUACCUUUACAACAAAAACCUAAGCUCAAAGCUGUGUUCAGGGUUUUCAAUGUGACAACAGGAAAUAAAGAUCUGUGUUAUUUCCCUGAAAAAUAAUAACUGAAUGACAGAGAGUCUUUUCCAUGAGCUGCCAGCAGACCGUUUAAUGGGCAGUAAUGAAAAUAACAAUGUACAACCACGCACAGAAACCCUAGCAAAAACAUAUGAUUAUAUAUGGACAUAAAUCAAUUAAACUGAAUGUGUUUGGAGGGAAAAUUUUAUAUUUCAAAACACGAAACACCUUUUUUAGUCAUGUUGUUCUCAUGAUGCUGGCUCCUGCUAUGUUUUUAGGACUGAUUUUAAGGCUGUUUGCAUCAGCGCAUUAAUCCUGAUGUGAUUAAAGUCCAAUAUUAAUGCAAAUCUUUUCUCUUUUUUUUUAACUACGUGCUUAUGGUUUCUUUUGGUUGAUCCACAGCAGCAUCUGUCUGCUGCCUCGGCGAUGGAAAAUUAACGGCACCAUUACGCUCUCAAACGGCAUAUUUUACUUUUAAAACCUUGCAGACGACUCACUUGACAGGUCCAAAGAAAUGUGCACUUUGUAUUAAACAGAAUUAAUAUAUCACCCAAGUACUUUGAGUUGAAGCUACAGCAAGGCAGCUGCAUCACAAAAGCUGUGCAGAGUGCAGAUCUCCACAGACCUGCGGAUAAUGCUUAACUGGUCCAGGCCGUGUUUCUUUUUUAUGACACGACAGCUGAUGAGAGACAGGAAAUGUGAGGAGAGAGAGAGAGAGAGAGAGAGUAGGUGAAGACAUGAAAGCUGUAUGUGACACAUGCUGAGCUGAACCAGUGAUCUGGUCCAUCCAAGUGACGCAAACCUGAGGUGUUCUGAUUUUGAUAAUACUCAAAGAUGUUUCUUGUUUGUUAUUUGCAGACUCCUGGUUUCUAACAUACAGGAAACAGUCCUAGUUUAGUUGCUCCUCUGUGCAUUCGCUGUAUGUAACAACAGUUCGAAAAUGUCCUCAGAUUGCUCAGCUGUAGAAAGCAGCAAAACUGACAAAAGAAUGAGGAGAUAAGAGAGGCUGAUUGUGCCUGAAACUAGAGCAGGGUCAGGAAACCUUCUUGGAUAUUUAUGAGACAUAAAAGAUGACAUGAAAAUGUGAUCAAAUGGACGAGACGGAGGGAGAGAUGAGUGUUUGAAAGAGCGGCGAUUACUGACGAGGGUCUGAUAACUGAUGUCAGGCUGCAGAAUUAGAGAGAGAAAGGAGAGCAAACAACAAAACGACACCCAGCAAUCAAUCAGACAAACAAAAACGUAGAUGAAGAAAUGGAAGAAAUUUGAAAUGAGUGUGAAAAUGAAAAAGGGGGGGAGGCCAGAGGGAGGUCGAGAUCAGGGUGAUCAGAAGGAGAGAGAGAAAGCAAAAGGGAGGAGGUUGUUGUUUUAAGAUCAGUACGGAUGAGUGCGUUUCCUCUCUCCUGGGAGGACGACCAUCGGCUCUUGGUGUCUGUCACUCCACUCGUUUAUACCUCGCUUGGAUAGAGAGGUAAAGGGCGCCGAGUCGUCCGUGGGUGUGUGUAACAUGUGAGAAGCGGGGUGAUUCGGAAAAAGAGGAGUGUUAUGCUCUUUUCAUCACAGAAUGACUCACCCUUCCUUUCAUUAGAUUGUUUUUCUUCCCUGCAACACCCUCUUUUGCCCCCCCCAUCCCCCGUCUCCCUUUUUUUCUCCCUCGUAAAUACAGGUUGUAGAGCUCUUCAGGUGUGCUGCUCAUCGUCUUGUGUUUUUCCUCAUCUGAACGCACACUUUCACAUCCUGCUGUAAUGUGACAGGCUCUGGGGAGUGGUUGGUCACUGGUUUGGCUCCUGGUUGCAUCAUUUUUACCACGUUUUUUUUUUUAACACAGUUUCUUUUUUCCUUGUCCUUUUUAGCCAUCGCCUAAAACUGAAAUUGUGAGUUACUUGAAAGUCGAGGAUCGGGCUCUAUUUAAUCAUGUUAAUGCCCCCACACUCUGUCUUACUCCUAAAUAUAAAGACUAAAAUUAUUCACAAAUUCAUCAUUUCCACUGAAUCAUCAGAUGGAAGUUUAUAUCUACAUUAUUUUAUAAGCUGUACUGUGUACUUUUUCGAUCCUUUAAUUCAGUCCAGAUUCAGUAGGAAAUAAAGCCGAUACAGAGAGACAAAAACAUGCAGUUGAAGAUGGCUCCAAAAGUCAAGGGAUCCUGAUCAGCCCAAGGGACAGGGGUUUGUGGGUUACUGACUCAUGCAGAGAUGGCAUUGAGGUAUUCAAAAGCACAAGAAUGAUCAUCUGUUGCUCUUAGUACUCAAAUAGUCGGCUCUGACUGCUUACAUGAAAAUAUCAUACAGAUGUUUGUAUUAUUCUGAAUAAUAAUAUGACCAAAAAGCACAACAGAGGGGCAACAUGACAAAACUUAUUAGUUUCAAUUCUUCAUGAUUCAGAAAGAAAACGUUGCCAAUUAAUUGAUCUUUGACAGUAAGACAGUGUGCAGUCUCUUGUAACAGAUGUGUAAAUUAUCUUAUAUAUAAAUCCUGAGCUGAUAUGAGGGAAUACGACACUAGAAUUGAAAAGAACUACCAGCAGUCCAUUAAAUACAACAGAAGUGUCUGGUAUAUACUUACUGGCCAUUAACUGUGCCCAUUACAUGUUAAGUAGCCAGCAUAGACUGUAUAUAGAAUGGACGCCGUCUGCCUCCUCGAUGGGGGAAGCCACCUUGAGAACUGCGCCUACCUCCUCUAGCAAUCUUUAUGGAGUUGUGGACAAACUUUAGGUUAAGUUAUUAGGGGGUUCAUGUUUUCUAUGAUUAACACUUGAUACAGCCUAUGGGUGUACAAAGAUUAAGUCAAUGAAGAUUGCGUCGUUACAGCAACUCCCCCGUCGAAUGCAUACAACGCAACUGCGCAAGUGGCGGUUUCAGGAAGUGGAUACAAUCCCAAAAAUACCGAGAGCUGAAAAUUCAUAUAAUAACAAAAGGAGGAGCCAAGUUGUCCAUAGCAUAUACAGUCCAUGGUAGCCAGUCAAAGUUCAGGGCUUUGGGAUGGGGGCACCUUCUGCCAAUCAUAUUUCCAGUUUGGUCCAUGGCCUCCCUUUUGGACACCUCUAGAUGUUCUUCUUUUCUUUUGUGUUUUAAAUAUAUGUAUUUUAGUUCUUUUCUCAUAAAGAACAGCUGAAGGGAGAGAGUUAUAGGGAGUAGAGCGUGGUUGAAGACAUGCAGCAGCAGGAGGUCACGUACAGAGAAUGAACCAGGCACCUCUGCAGUGAAGACUGCCGCCUCUGGGUAUAAGGGACACUAUGUCUGCAAAAAAAUUCCCAUUCUUACUGCAGAAAUAAUCAUUUACUGUCAUGGUUUCGGGUACCGCUUACUUGCUUAUUCAUGCACACUGUACAGUGGGUGAAUUUUUCUACACUAUAUCUGUUAAGACACAUUUACAUAGCUGGAGGCACUGCUGAUUCGACUGACUGGUCGGUGAGUUGUAGCUGUAGCCCUUGCCUUGAGGCUAGAAACCCACCGCAGCUCCACUUUUUUUUCGGCCUGUGGCAAAAUUAAUUGAAAGCUAUGUUGAGUCAGCACUUCCAAUAUGGCGCCCACUUUAGCUCCAUAUCUUUCUGGUGGCGUCACUGAGCGGUCCAUUUUUUAUUCCCUCCUAUGAUUUUAGUGUCUUGCCUUAUUGGCAGUUUUGAGAGAUUCAGAUAAAAGUUUGGGAUGAAUACGAACAAAACUCCUCAUGUAAGGGUAAACUUGUUUGUUUAUGGAUAAGAGUAUAAAUGUCUAAAAGUUGACUUUGCUGCAGUAUUGAUUGGUUUUGAAUCUCUGCUCUCAUAACAAACAAACAGAUUUAAUUAGAAAUGGUCAUAACUCCACAUGCUCCUGUCAACGCAGGGAGAAGUCUGGGAAACAUUUCAUUCACAAGAGAACAUUAAACAACCCAAUACAUGAAUAAGAAAUGACAAUAGGAUAAAUGUCAUGUCUGCUUUUAUGGUCUGUUUUUAAGUAUCUGGAGAGAUGAAACCCCAUCAUUUUACUUUAUAAUACCAACUGUCUGACAUCUGAUAUUUAAUUAAAAGCCUGUUUUAGUCAAAUGAAUUAGAAGGUUGAUUUAUUCCUCUGAACUAAGCGAUAACUAACAUCCUCUCUGUUGUAAAAUUAGCACUAAAAACCAGCUCUGUACCAAUGUGAUAAUGCUCAUUUAGUUUAAAUUACAACAUGUAAAACGAGCCAAUUUCGGGGCUAAUAUAGUAUCAGCAUCGUAGUGAACUGGCUGCAGCCUGAAAAGCCCUCUCAGACAAAGUUAUCAUUGUUUUUGCAGGGAGGCAGACCUGUCACCCUGAGUGUGUGUUUAGCCCGUUUGCCAUGAAGGUUAUCAGGCCGGCACACAAACUAGACUAGAGGUGGAGGGGAGGCGGCGCGACUCACCAGAGGUUAGGGGGAAUAAGUAUGCAGCGCUGGUUCUUGUUUUCACCUGAGUGUGUGUGUGUGUGUGUCUGUGUGUGUGUGCGGUGGCUGUCUGUCCAUGCGUCUGUUUUCCUGCCUGUCUCUUUCUGUGUGUUUGUGCAGAAUCUCCCAGCAGGAGCAGCCAAAGUGCGCUCCUCCUAAUGUCAUCCUGUGGCCGUCCUCCAGCUAAAAGCCGGCGGCGAGCUCUCCUCCCUCCAAUGUCACCUUUCCUCUUUCAACACCCUACUUUUCUCCUUCUCCGGCGCCUCCUCCUCCUCCUCCUCACUCUUCCCUCUCUCUUUCCCUGUUUGUCAUUUUUCAUCAUCUGUCCAUGUUUGCUAAUCUCCGUCCUUUCUCUGCUCUCCGUCUCAAUUCAUCAUCUCCACUUGGGUCUGGUGCUGAAGGUUACCGAAUCGCUGAUAGAGAGAAGAAGACGAGGAGUAGACGAUCAUAGAGGCUGACAGUGAAGGAGGGGAGGAGAGAGAAGGAGAGGUUAUCCUCUCAUCUCCUUCUCUUUCUCUCUCUCUGUCCUUUUUUUGUUUCUUCUCUCUUUGCAUCUCUGCAUCCCUUUUCCAUCUCUGUGUUCUUAUUCUCCUUUACCCCCUCCUCUUCUGCUCCUCCUCUCCUGAUCUCUGCCCCCUCCAUCUGCCUCCUCCUGUCAUUUCUUCCCCUGACAUCGCUCACCUCUCCCUCCUUCCCCUUCUCCCCUUCUCCUCCUGCUGAUCCCUGCAAACUGACAGCCAUCAAUUUCAGACAGAUGGACGGGCUUCACACAAACAGCAUGUGAAGUGUGUCAGUUUGGACCUAAUGUGAUGUGAAGCCCGUUAGCGUGACCCAUGUGGACGAGGUCGACGUUUAGCCCCGGACAGUGUUUACGCUUUGAUUUGUGUAUGUUAAAUACGGUCAGAUCACCUUGUCUGCUGUGCCCCCAGCACAAAUAAAUGCAAAAAUACACACAUACAAACGCACAUCUCAGUACAUUAGGCUGUUAGUGCAUCCUAUCUCUGCGCACAUAAGGUCACAUUCAGAGCUCCUGUAUGCCUGGCUACACAGGCCAGCUACAUUAGGGGCCGGAGGAAUCGCACUAAAGCAGCCGGCCCGUCUCUAUCUGAAAUUCUAAUCAUCCCUCACAGAUAUUACUAUUCUGUCUGUGCUCCUGCUGGCUGCCUGGGCUCAGUUGAAAGCUUUGCACUAAAGUUUUGGUUAAACCGUGAAGGCCGAAGCUCAUUUCAUAACAUCCACAUUUGUAUAACAUAAUGAUAAACACAAUCUGUCUGUAACUCCCUGCCCCACAAUCUCCUGCCUGCCCGUCUGUCUCCCUUCACCUUGGCCUCCACCAACCGAAACUUCAAAACAAUGUCUUUUUUUUCUGAUCCAUCCCUUUGGUCAGUGUUUAUUUAUGCAUUAAACAUCUUUUCUUAAUAAUCUACCCUCUCAUCUUUCAAUUUCCCUUCCUUUCUCUUUAUUCUGUCUCCCUUAAAGCGUCUAACCUCUCCACUAUCUCAGCACCCGGGCACACACACUCACUUCCCCCCAUUUGACUCAACUCUUAUCUCCCCCUCUAUAUACUCCUUCAUCUCUUCUUCUUCUUCUUCUUCUUCUUCUUCCGAUCCGUUUUCUCUAUCUUCACUCCCUCUCUGUGCCCUCUAUCACUUCCCCUCUCCGUCCUCUCCCACGGCUGAAAUGAAACCCCCGUCGGCGUGAGCCCGGCCUGCCACACGGACCCGAGAAACAGACCUUGAAAAACAAGAUAAAGUACAUCAAAACUGCAAUGGGGCUCACCGCUCCACGGGCAGUGUGUAUAUUUUUGGAUACUAUUUCACAUUUUUACACCCUCCCCGCUCGCCCGCCCGUCUCCACCCAGUCUGAUCGUCUGCUCAGCUCUCCUCUUUCUCUUCCUCCUCAGACAGACAUUGUCGCAGUCCUGACAGUGAGGCGAGUCUGCAGUGAUUAACAUUGAUUAAAGUGACUAACGAGUCUCCUUUUCAUUCUGCCGGGGUGUGUGUGUGCAUAUGUGGUUGUCAGAGUGUAUGUUGUUAUGUGUUUUUUGUGUGCGCGCAUGUGCUUUUGUGUUCAGAACGUGUCCAUAAAGCUGUCACUCAUCUGGGCUCGGGUGUGAGGGGAAAGAAAAGCCCAGCUGUGAGUGCUUAGCAGUUAAGGUGUGUAUUCAACUGCAUUGUUCAGAGAUGAAUAUGUGUGUGUUUGUGUGUAUUUGUGGGUAUAAUGUAGUAUACAUCCCACAUGGAGCACACUCACCAAUUAAACUGCCUGUUCAGGAAAGACUUAUCCUUUUAUUUCCUGCCACAUGAACAUUGUAUACUCAGAUCCGCGCAGUGAGAGCAGAGCAACCUGCAGCUUCAUUCAGCGCCAAGUGACCAAUCAAAUCAGCCGUUUUCAUCCACAACAACCAAGUCUGCCGUGGUGUUUCAGUGACUGAAAAUCUGUGUGAUUUUUUUAGUCUUUAUAUUGCACGGUCGGAGCUGUUUGUCUUGCUAACCUUUUUCUGGAAAUUUGUGAAAGUGAUUUGACAGAGGUAUAUAGAGUUUUUAUUGUUUUUUAUUUGAACAUUAGAUCAGUUUUAGGUGGAUGAUAAGAGGUUUUCUUCAAGUUAAGAGGUCAUUGGGAUCAUAACCAGACCCUGGAGCUUCCUUCAGUUUUAGUGGGUGUUUUAACAUCUCUCAGCACUUUGUUUUUACUUUGUGUUUAGCAACUGUUAUUGGGCUUGUUAAGUGUCAGUUUUUAGCUAAAUGGUUCUAACCAUAGACAUAAGAUAUGUAGAUGUCUCAUAGACUGAUGCUGCCUAUUUGAGCUGACGUUUCAGCAUGGUGGCCAUCUUGGAUGGGUUCCCCAUGCAUCCUCAGUGCAUUUAUUGGUAACCCUUUCUUUUACAGUACACUUAUAACCAGGUAAUUAACAGAUAAUUACCUAGUAAUAACAUGAAAUGAUCUAAUAAUUAUCUAGUAAUUACAUGAUAACUACUAAGUCAAUACUGUCUAGUUUUUCUUUUUUCUGCUCCAUUUUCAAAAGCUAUUUGGGGUUCUUAUUUUCUAUGAUUGACACUUGAUACAGCCUAUGGGCAUGUGAAGAUUGCGUGGCGAUACGCUGUUUGAGCCGAGCAUUAUCACAGCGACUCACCGGCCGAAUGAUUCGGCUUCAAAUUUGUAUGAUGAUGGAAGGUUACCUACCUGGUAGCUAGACAGUAUUAACUUAGUAGUUAUCAUGUAAUUACCACAUAAUUUCAUGUUAUUACAAGGUAAUUACCUGUUAAUUACCUGGUAAUAAGUGUACUGUAAAAGAAAGCCUUACCCAUUUAUUUCUUAUGAGGAAGGUAGGUUUGCCCAACUAAAUUAAUCACAACUCUUCUAAAUUUUACCUGGUUUUCACAUGUUUUUGUUUUUUUUUAGACAUAGGGCUUGUUCUCUGUUGACUCCGGUUGGCUUUGUUGCGAGCCUAGUGUGAGGAGACCCAUUCAAUACGGCAGGGACACUGGAUUACAAUGAGGCAUCUAUGUAUAUAAGGUCUAAAGUUCCAACUUUCUAUGUGUCUAGUACCUUCCCAAGAACCAAAUAUAAAACUCUGUGUGGUGACAAGCUGGCAACACGGUGUAGCUGCUAGCAUGUAGCAAGCAAUGAAAGAGCCCAAUAUUUAAGACAAAAAGAGAUAAUCAUGAGUGGAUGUUGAAUUUCACAUUGAACCAACCAUAAAAGGUGAAGAUUAGACUUAAAAACACUCAGAAGACCAAAAAUUUGCAGGUACAUGCAGAUGAUAUAAAUCAUUGGAGACUGGCCGCAUUUGUUUCUAGUUAAAAAAAAAAAAAAAAAAAAAAAAAAAAGUGACAGCUUAUGCUUCUCUAUUUGUUUUUGUUUGUUUGCACUUCAGGGCCACCGUAGAAAUAUAAUGGGUAAGGAUCACUAAGUCUGCUGGUGCACAUAGUCAUGUUGGUAGUUUGAGUGUCUCUAAUGUUAGCAUAAUCAGCAUUGUAUGCCUAUGUCAGUUACAGGAUUUGAAACUAGAUACUACAUGAUCUCCUUUCUCUAAACCAAAAUACUCCAAAACCACACACUGCUGUGAGAUUCCACCUGUCACCUGAGCUUGAGCAGCAGAGCAUUAAAGCAUCAUGGCAGUGACCAUGAACCAGAGCUGCAGUCCUGGCUAGUGGUGCGCUACAACUCAGUGAGUUACCCCAGCUAGCUUAAAUAUUCAUCACAUGUCAUUGUGGUUUACGCUACAUUGAAAAUUCAACUAGGUCUGCAUACUAUCUUCAUUGACCUGCAAAUUUUAGUUUUUGUUUUCGACCUGGUGAGACAAAAACAUCUGUGACAAGACGGUAAUACAGCUGAAGCAUCACAACAAGGUUGAGAAAUGAUUAUAUUGAUGAUUCGCCCUGCCCCUUUUUCUUUCUGCAUAAAAGCACACCAAAUUGACACUUAAAAAAAGAGCGGUAUGCUCUGUUGAGCUUUAAACAAAAGCCGAGCAUUUGCAUGAGCUGUGUGACCCAGGUGUGAUUGAGCGUGUUGAUUUAGUGCUGUAUGGUACCUGAACACAGGAGCCGGAGCACUAACCCUCCUGGCUGAGGCGGCACAGGCUGAGUGAGCCUUUGAGGUGCACAGAUUCACAUCCGACAUGGCUGCCUGAGCCAUAAGAACAACUCCAUGAAUUAUGAAAGGGCACAAGCUCUUUGCCGGGUUGCUCUGAGAGGGGGAGCGAUGGAGGGAGAGAUAACUACACACUGUAGAUAGAUAGAAAGAUAGUGUAGCGUGAAGCAAAGUGGAAAAAAUAAAGGAGAGAGAGAUGCUCGGGCACAAUGAGCGAGGGAGAUAAAGUGUGCAUGUGUAGUGGAGUGAAAGAGUGUUUGUUUUGGAGUGAGGGGGGAAAAGUGUGGGGUUGUCUUUGUGUGAAUUUCGCCUGUGGGUGUGUGCCUCCUUCUUUAAUGUAACCAGCUGUGUAACUAUGCCAUCGGAUUUGGGCGCUCAUCACCGGGCAACGUUUUCACACAGACACAACAUACACCACGCAGGCUUUGUUCCAGCUUUUCAAACAGUUUCUACUGCGGCGGUGUGACAGCACGCGAGGAGGGGAUCUGCUGCUGCUGCCCACCGAUCCAAACCUCAGCAGAAAACCGAGGAGAGAAAGAGACAGGAGAUUUUUUUUUUUUUUUUGGCACCAAUUAUCUAAUGUGUGAUCUUAGGCCGGGCUGCCUGUCACAGGCAGCCUCUGGUUUAUUCUGUCUUUUAAUCUUUUGAGUAAUCUUUUCGCCACUGCUGAGCUGGUGUCGCCGCAGUGAACUCCAAGACAAGGCAAUUCCAUUAGGAGAUGGCAUGAGGCUGCAUUCAUUAAUGGCCUGGCCAGAUGCUGGGAGGGGGGGAGGAGGUAGUGAGGUGGUGAGCGUUUGGAUUUGAUUUGAUUCCUUGAGAUAAUGUAUUGUGCCUCAUCACAAAGUUGUUCCAGAAAGGUUUUCAUAUUCAGCAGAGGGGGUAUUGUGGCUGCGAAGAGAGCAGGUGGAUUUGCUUGAGUAUCAUUGUUCAGUGAAACAACCCGUCUACUGUCUCUUGCCAGCACUCUUUUCUUGUUCCAGGUCUCUAUCUCUGUGAAGCCUCACCUGGGCCUGCUCAGUAUUCAAGGCUCCCCAAAUGUCCUCUCAAAUCUUCCCUCAAUCUAUUUGAAGUGUUAAAAGAGACUCCGUGUAGCAUCUUUAGUUCCUGCACCAGUACCUCUCUCUCCUUUCACUGCCUUCUUUCAUCAACAUACAGCAGUUGAGGUUUGUUGUGAAAUUUUCACAGGAAUUGGUGGGGACCAAAAUACUUCUAAGAAACAGCAACUUGAGCUCGCUGAGAUAACCACAGAUGACAAGAGACAGAAGCUAGCAGCCUGUUCUCACUCUUAAGUUGUCAAAUGUGGCACCAAAAAAAUCAACAUAUCUUUCAUUUACUUGAAUUCCCAUUUCCUGAUAUUAAGAAACGACUCUUCCUGGGGUCCACACAUGUCAAAAUAAUAAUAACAUCCUAAAAAAUAAUAUUAUCAAUUCAGCUCAAAAUGGAAUAACAGAAUACAAUCCCAAGAAAAAAGGUAGAUUUGAUUUCAGACAACAUUAGCAAACUGUUUUUGAAUCAUGAGAGCAAUCUCUCAAAGUACCACUUACCCAGAAACCACUCUAGCAUCAUUUCUGGUCACUGACUACCUGCUUUUUGUUUUGAUGUGGUUUUAAAGUAGAAUCCUCACAAUAUCCGAUUCUCACCUCAACAAUCACUGUUGCUGAAAAAGCACAGCGAUCAUAUUAUUCAAAUACUUGUGAAAGACUUAAGAAAAUACAAUGCUACUAUUCACAUUAUGGAAAGGAAAGACGGGGGGGAUUAAAGGGGUAUUUCAUAAACUUUUAAGAGCUCAAAGGUGGGGUAGGCAGGAUCUAAAGGAAGUGCCAGUUUUGGGGAGAAAUCUUCCCCUCAGCUCCUCCUCUCCCCUCCGUCUCUGCUCCAGCAAGACCCGCCCACAAACAGACGCUCCUGCUCACUUUUAUCGUUUCAAUUAAAUUCAAAUAUAAUGCAGAUAAAUACUUCAGAUUAUUAGUUCUUCUACCAGAGUCUCCUGUAUUUAUUUCGUUUUCUUGCUUGUGUUGGCAGUUGUGGCUAAAGGAGGAUUCAGACAAUUUUCUGUACUUUCUGGUUGUUUUCUACUAGCCGAUAUUGUAGCACGCUAACUUUGUUUGGACUCGUGAACGACAUAGGGAAGCAGCAUCUGCCUCACAACUAAUCAGGUUCAGGGAGGUGGAGAACGGCUUUGUUUACAUUCAGAAGGAGCAGGCCACUCAAAAAAUUGAAAAUGUUGACUACACAGACACAACAAAACACAGCAAUAUCAUUAUAUGACCAAAUGUCAUCAAUAACUAAUAGCUAUUGACUGAUAUUAAAAGCUUUUUGUAUAUACACCACAAAAAAAAGAUGCUUCUUUAACGGAAUCCUGCCUACCCCACCUUUAACUAGAAACCUGGUUGACUAACUUACACGUCAACCCCCACCUACCCACCCCCCAAGGUUAUAGUACCUUGCCGUCUUCUGUCAUGUCUUCCAACAUGAUUCGUGCUGCAGUUGAAGCCCCACAUUGCUGUGAAGACUAGAUAGCAGUCUGGAUACUUAAUCUUCUUCAGGGUGAUUUUACUUCCAAUAAGAAGAUUUGAAUUUGCAAAUAUUCGUAAACAUUCAGCAUUUAAGUUUAGCCAGAUGACAGCCGAGCCCACAGUUUGGGGUUUGUCUCGUGGAACACAACGAUGGCCAAUCGGGAGCGAAUCUGACUAAAGAAGGAAGCUCAACAAACAACUCCAGUUAAUGUGCAGCAUUUGUUGAUGUCAGAAAUGGAGGACCAACAACACAAGUGUUCGACAAUCUGUCCUCCGAAACAGUAGGGAGGGGAGACAGUAAUUGCUGGAACAAUGCGUACCGGGUAGCUGAGCAGUUGGCAACUUUAAACUACGUACAUUACACUACUCUACAAAAGCAAAACUGUUGAAUGUUUCAUUAUUUGUCCUCAUGAGUGGGCUCUCUCACAAUUUCAACAUCUGUUAUGAGAUUUUAAAGUAUUUCUAGUUUUCCACAAGCCUCUCUAGUGUCUCUUCUUGCACUGUCUGCAUUCAUCAGAAAACAGCAUUGUGAUUCCUGUCCUUCAAGACGUAAACAUGCUAAUAGAUGCCUCACAUUCAGCGCUUCUUAUUGUUUCUGUAACAUAAGUGCCUGCAUGAACCUGUAACCCGACACACGCGUCCUUGGGAGAUUGAAAGUGAUACAAAAGGGAAGCAGAAUACAGCCAACGGAAAAUGAAAGUAUUAGAAGAGGCACAAAAGACAGAGAGAUUGGAAGUAGAAGGGGCAAAAAAGAACAAUAAGAGUGGAGGAACUGGCGGUGAUGCAGAAAGGAACAGAAAACGUGGGCUGAAUACGGUCAAUUAUUCAAGAGAAAAAGGUCUGUCAUACCUUGGGAGCUGAUUUCGAACAUGCCUGCCUAGCAUCACCUGCUAAUGGGCCACAGAUUGACAUCCUACCUGAGCGCCUUAUCCCGGCUCUCCCUUCUCUCUCUCUCUAUCCUCCUGUACGAGCUCUUAUCAGGGCUUUCUGGUGAAACGUGUAAAUAAUUACUCCAUGACCACUCUGCUGUGCAAGCUGGGGGCUUGUUUGCACAAAGGAAAGGAGGAUAUAUUUUAAAAGGGCGAUGGGUUAUUUAAAGAGAAAUGGGUGAAUUAUUUAUGGAGGCCUUCUCAGUUGUGUUUGCGCCUCUGUACUUGGGGUAUAUUUGGGCUAGCUGGAAAUAACGUCAUUGUGCGUUUUUUAUUUGCCAAAUGAAGCAUGUGUUCAGCCUCAUUCAUAAGUGAGUAUGUGUGUGUGUGUGUGUGUGUGUGUUUUUCUUUGACAUUUCCUUUCUGGUUUAAAAGUGCAUGAGUGUGUGUGUGUUUAUAUGUGUUUGGUGCCCUUUCGGGGGGCUGCGUACCUACAUGAAACCCUGUGGUUGCCAUGGCUCAGAGAUAAAAGAGCAGAUUAUUCUACUUGGCAUCCAUUAGGGCUGGUGUUGGCUGAAAAUCGUCCAGUCUAAAUCUGACCUAGAACUACUUUCCUUCAUCUUUCUUUUUUCACAUCUCACCCUCCCUCUCUCUCUCUUUCUCUUUUGUCUUUGUUCUUUUUCUUCUCUCUCAUUCUCUCAGGGUAAGAGAAAGAGAGAGGGAUAUGUGUGCCAGCUGAGAGAAGUAGCUUAAAGACUGAUUUUUUUUUUUUUAAGUUUACACCCUACUGUGGUUGACUUCCUGUGAGAGCAGCUCACUCCUCACAUGCUGAACUUCAAAGCUUGCGUAGCCUACUUUGUAAAGAUAAUAGAAGUGUCUGAGUCCUCUCAAGCUCAUGAACCUCUCUGUGGAUUUUGACUAAUAUUUCCUCAUAUAUGGGGAUGUCAGGGGUUUACCUGCAUGCUGGUUUUUUAUACCCAUUUGGUUCAUUUGUCCCUCAGAUUCACACUUACAAACCUGACGUGAACUCAGAGCUGUUUUUCUUGAGUGUGUCCUCUGCUCUGUCAGGGGGCAGACAGUCGGCGAUGGGCGAGAUAAGCGGUUUUGUCUAUGGCCGUGGCGAGUUGGCGGGAGAUGCUUGGCACCCUCACUGAGGGCGUGUGCUGUGGAGAAUUCAUCUUGAUGAGAGCUGCUUUUGUGUGUCUUCCUGCUAUCUAGCCUCUCUGUCGGACUCUCUCUCUCUCUCUCUCUCUCUCUCUCUCUCUUUCUCUCUUUCUCUCUCUGAGGCCAGCAUGCGUUUAACAAACCCCCUAAAAUACACACUGAAUUUAUUUGUCAUGUCUCCUAUAUACAUUCACUCACAAGUUUAGUCAUUCAACCAGUGGAUCGCCAUCAUAGAUGAGUGAGUGAGUGGAUCAGAUGUGCCAUAAGAUGAAUCAAACAUAUUGAUUGUUGAUUGUGCAGCCUUAUCUUCCAAAGAAUGUGUUUUGACUGAUUGGUUUAUAAAACAAGUGACUCAGUGUGCAGGCUCUGACCUUGACUAAGGUUGUGUUGGUUUGUUUACAUAAUCAAAAAUGUCACUUUUUGUCAGUUUAACUAGGGCUGGGCGAUAUGUCCUCAAAUCAAUAUCACGAUAUAUUGAGCAGUUCACCUCGAUAACGAUAAAUGGACAAUAACUACUCAACAAGCUGUUCACCCCCUCCCACAUUAACUUCGUCAAAUUCAGCCGCUACAACUUUUGAACCGUCCUCCAUCUCCUCACCUGUCUUUCCCUCUUUGAGAGAAAGUCACGUUUCUGAUGUAGGACAACGUCUUAAAGGGACAUGAGACCAUAGCCUACCUACACGCAUCCAAAACCAACUUUUAUUUAUUUAUUUGACACCUAAUAUACCGAUAUUGGCAAAAUGACUUCGGUUAUUGUCGUAAAUAUCGGAAUCUACAUAUUUUCGGUUUAUCGCCCAGCCCCAAGUUUAACUCUGUUUUACUGAAUAGUAUUCAUCACUAUCUGAGUUUUAACUGUAUAAAGCUUUGUUAUGCAGCUAAAACUGUGAGGGUGAGAAUUUCAGUGAAUGCAUUUACAGAUGUCCGAAAGCAGUUUACUUACAAGAUGUGUAAAACAGCUUUUUAUAACACAGACUCUAUGGAGGAAAUGGGGUUACAUAGACUCUUGCUAUUCGAAAGCCUCGUGUUUGAAGUAACUACAUUAUUUUUAAUGCCCUGUAGUGCACUGAUAAUAUGUUUGUAUGAGACAAGAUCGGUAAAUAAACCGUCACCAUUUAAUAAAAGUCUCAGAAGACGCAUUUUGAUACAUUUAAGGGGGUCAGCUGCAGGUUUAAUAGUCUUGAUAAGGAAAGCAUGAUUUGCAUUUUUCAAAAUAAAAUGGACUCAUUCAGAGUAAAAAAGAGAAAGACGACACAUUAGAGGUGACUCACUAUAAGAUAGGAAGAUGAUUACAACCAAAAUGCAUAAUGGGGGUUCGUCAUGAUGGCUGUCUUCUGUUUUCUUCUUCUAUUUUGAAGCAAAAUUUGAUUAGUUUUUGGCAUCAAAGAUUAUUUAUCAAUGAGUAUGAUAAGUGUCAUUCUGAAAAGACUGAAAAAUAAUUAAAUCAACUCCAUGUUCAAUCAUUGUAUCCAGUUAUUUCUUUGGAUUACAACCUCUCCUUUAUGAUAAUCCUAUUUGAAGAGUAGUACCCAGUCAAUGAUCCUUCUUCUUCCUGUAUCUUUAAAUGCAAAUGCGUAGAAGUCAAACCAUAGUUUCUGGUUUCACUGCUGUUUUCAUAAAUGUCCCUAUCUCCUUCACAGAAUCCCAAAUUCAUAUUCAAAUUGUCACCGAGCACCACAUUCAUCAACCCGGGAACACAUCAAAUUCAAUCUAUUUUGAGGCCUUAAUCUGCGCUCUUAUACCUGUACACUCGCAUAGACACACAGACGCACACAUAUUUAAUCAUUUCUGGUAGGAACGCUCCAUUGUCCAUGUCUGAAUGUCGGACCUUUGCGGGAGACUGGGCUGUGAAGGAAAGAGGAGAAUGAGUUCUGCUUUUCAUGAUUUGACGACAUCAUUCUGCAGAGCUGGUGAAUAGUGAAGCUGUAAGAGGAGGUUUGGUGUGAGACAGUAAAUGAGGAGUGAGCAGGAGAGCAGGCGUGGGUGCGAUCGAGGUACAAUUAGAGCCUCGGCGUGAGGGAGAUGGACCCUUGUUAUCGCUGCUUGUCUCUGGAUAUAAUCACAGCACCAACUCAGCGGGAUGGAUGACUUUUCAUGGCUGGCUUUGUCUGCUGCCAGACAUCACCUCAUGUUACCUCUGAAGACUUUGUUUCCUACUAUCAAUAGACGAGGGUCACCAAUUAUAAUUUACCAAUUUCCCUCCUAUGCUGUCUGUAGUUUUUGGGUCCCUCCUUUCCGUUUUAAUGAGUUCAUGUCAUCCUUACAUUUUCAGACACCUCCAAACCUGGCUGCAUUUAAUUAAAGCCUAAAAUCAUGAGUAUCUGCUGGGUUUGAGUUUAUCCCAUUCUGCUGUCAAUGUGGAGUCUCCACACCAACGCAAAGCUCAAAGCACAGAGGCCAAUUAUAGCCAGAAAAAAUCUGUCCCAAGUGGUCCUUGGAAACAUUUCAAUCCAAUAAAAGGGAGAAAAAAGCAGCCGAGUGGCCUCAGUUUCAUUCAUUUUAUGCAAAGAGUCUGGUUGGAGCAUAGCCACGGUUUAAUAUUCAACUGCAUCAUUCAUAUUUCUGUUUGAUAUUUAAACUUCCUCUGUGGAUGUCUAGAAAGUAAAGAGCAGCUUAAGCCACAUAGAUUAAUCAAUGGAAUUUAUGCCUGUUCAUAUUUCCUCAGAGCGAGCUGGCAGCGGCAACCCAUAAUGCUUUGCAAGUGAUUUAAUCAGAGGCUGGAGCUGUGGAAAUGGCGUUAUUAUGUUGAUCAUGAUCAGUUUUGUUUCCCUCACUGCCACAAUUCAAAUAAGGAGGCCCAGUGAGCCAAACAGCAAACACAAUAAGCCCUUUGUGUGAGGCCAGGGGCUCCCGAUGUUAUUUUUAAGGAGGUUCAGUUCUGCUGAAAAAGAAACCAAGAUAAAUGUGAUUUUCUAUGAAUACUGGGCAGCAUAAAAAAAAUGUUUCUUGUAUUUUAAAGCUGCUGUGAGGAAAUUGAACUAGCAUUGAUUUUGGCAGCAUCUGUGUGCUAAGAUGAAUGCUGUAUCACUAAUCUGACUCUGUCCUAUCGAACCCAAGGUCAUUUUUUCUGGCAAAAAAAAAAAAAUCUUAAACUGGAAUCUUCAAUUUCCAAACCUGUCAAUCAUGUUGGAUGUCUGCUUGAAAAAAUGUAAAGGAAAGCUAUUUCUUUAUCAUGCUGUCCAACAUCUGCUCUGUCACCUGUUUCCUCACAGCAGUUUCGAGCAAAUUUCAAUCUGUCUCACACACAGUGGAAAAAAAAACCCUUACAGGAGCUUUAAUGUUUAACUGGCUUCAAAAGCUGAAACUAAAGAUUAUUGAACACAAGGAGCAUUUGUUUCAUAUUUUAUAGAGAUAACUUUAUGCUUCCCCACAAUAGAAUAUUGAGUAAUUGGAUUAAAUUAAAGAAUAUCUUUGGGUAUUUUCUGUGAUAAGCAUCUAAAAUUAUUAUUUUUUUGUGUAGCUUUAGGUGGAGUUAAGGCUUCAAACAACAAAAUUAUAUUUUUUUGAACAGAUUUUACACCCGAUUCCCAAACUGUCAAAUAAUUAUGUCCGAUAGUUUUAAAAAUUGCUCAACACAAAUAUCCUGGAGCCAAAAAUACACUUAGACUGGGUUCAUUUGUCAAAUGAAUGGAUAAAAUCCCAACUCAGGCUCUGUAUGUGAUUUUAAUUGGACUUGUUUUAUUACCAUUCAGCCACACAAACAAAUCUGAUAGUUUUGCACUCUCAGUCUGUUAGGUUGUGGAAAAGGAUACGUUUGUAAUCCUUUGUUGAUGAAUUACUGUUAAAGGUUCAGUGGAGAACUUUUGGUUUGUGUCAGUUUUGGCGCCCCCCUGUGGCCAAACAACCUUUGCUAAUUUUGUCCUAAACAUGCUCCGGUAGUGUCCUCUGAUACUGCUAAACCUCAAUCUUUCUAACUCUGGCAGUUGGAUGGAUAAAAAAUUGAAAACUUUUGUGUAUCUCUAGAGAUGUCAAGAAACUUCUCACAGUAGCUUUAUGUUCAUCAUCCAUUGACCUCUAUGGAGGGUCUUAAACCUCCAGCUUGUGUAUAUUUGUGAGCAAUAAUAUUUAACUACCCACUGAAGCUCGAAUCCUGACUCAUCUCUGUAUAAUCCCCCUCUAUCCAACUGUAAAUCCAGGGGUGCAGCCACUAACACAUCCUGUGCUUUUAAACUGGUGACGCUGCGUACCCUCCUAUAUGUGUUUGCUCCUGUUUAGUGAGCUAAUAAUUUACAUUUCUGAAAGGGUCCCUGAAGCCCUCCCGAAAAAUAUUACAAGAGGCACGCCCGGAGCGAGUCUGGGGGAUACAAAAGACACCAAGAAAACAGAACAGUCGAGACCAUGCAGAAAGUGAAAGAUCCAUUUCUAAGCUCCUGUGUCGGCAAGAAUCUUCCCCACAAGCUGCUGGAUGCUGCUCUUUAGCUGAGGCUGCACAGUGACGGCCCACUGAGACACUCUGCUUAUUGGAGAUCAAUAAAAUAUCACUUUAAAGCUGAAAUCCUUAACUCUCUGCAUGUUCAACGGCAGCAGCAAUUUAGUACUCACUGUCCAACACAUGAAGCUGUUUCACUUUAUCACGGUUGGCAAGCGGUUUAAUUGUCACAUCAGAGCAGCUAAAAACACAUGUAUCCUUUACAGAGGUGAUUAAUUCGUUAGGGAGAUAUGGUAUGUCUGCACUUCUCUGCAGCAGAUUGACGCUACCGCUUAAAAAACAGAUUUAAAUAUUCUGGAUGAUCAGGGUGUUGAAAGGCUGAGCUGUAAUUGGUUGAAAACAAAAACUGUCAAAAAAGAUGGACAACAAGUAUCCACCCUCUCCUACUGUACAUAUCUACUGUAAGGCUUCUAUUUUUGCCAGAUGCCGGAGCACAGCGCAUCAGUUCAGUGCAGCGCAGCACGAGCAGCAGCGGAAGUUGUAUGCGGUUACAGAGUAAAAUAUUCGGUUAAUUUUCAAAAUAAAAUAAAGUCAAUACAUUGAACUGUUGUUAACUUGAUAAUAGGAGAGGCCAGAGUUGUGGGAUGUGGGUGUUUAUAUACACUGAUCGGCGGAUCUCACUCUAUGACUCCCGGGGAAACACGCAAGAGCUCGUGAGAUCUCGUCCAGUUUCGCAAAAAAUAUCGGUAAUCUCGCGAGCGCUUCUCCUCCGACGGCAGAUCGGAUGUAGGAUUGCGGAUCUGAUCCGCCUGCCGGUCUGGAAUGGAGCGGAGCUGUUCCGGAUCCUGUGGGUUUAGCCAGUAAGGCACACCGAAUUGUAAGGCGAAUUAAGCAUUGAUUGUUGCUAGCGCGUACUCCGGGCCCCCGGCUGCUUUACAUGAAUGCACUUCUAGUUUAGACAUUACAGUCAGGCAGUCUUGUAGACAGCUCAGGGGUCCUGUUAUCGGGCUGAUCAAGUAGUGACACAGUGUACCGUAAUGCUCCGAAUAUCCAUUAAGCAGAGCCAUUGGCUUGUUUACUAAAGUCGUACUUAUGCAUUUCGACAGAUUUUGAGCGCAUUGUACCACAUAAAAUCAGUCAGUAAGCACAACAAGUAAUCAUAUAUAUGACGCACUGUCAAUUUUUGAGAAAGUUUAAGGAUUUUUAGUGCGCCUUAUAGUCUGAAAUAUACGGUAUACUGCAGCUGGUCAGGAGAGCAGCUCCAGUUUGUAUUUGGUUUUACUUUUGGAGGAGCUUUUAUGUCGUCUGUCUUUUUAAACAAUUCAGACUUAUAACCCGAUGUUAUUUAGAGUGGCUGCAGAAGGUAAUUACUAUAAAAGUGUCCUUGAGCGUGGCAGAAAUAUAUAUUCUGUGUGAUACUCGAGAGCCGCACAGGAAAUCUCUUUGGACUGUAAAUGUAAAACAACUAUGAUUGCAAAGCUUCCUUUGAAUGAAUGAACACAUAUAGAUAUAUGGCUGUUUUUUCCAGUGGGGGUCUCAAGGUUAAAGUGCUGAGAAAGAAGCUGUAUGGAGGAUUUUAGAGGAAACGGUAAAUAUAAAAAGGUUAUGUUCCUCACUUUCUCUGCAGCGGGAGUGGACAGAGGUUAUGGAGGAAACUGCUGGAUGUCUCCCAGCGGCCUAAUAGCGUCAGAGAGGAGUUGCAGCGUUUGCCUCUUCCCACAAACUUGCUCAGCACUUGUUUCUCCCCCAAUCCUCCAUUUUGGAUCGAAACGUUGUAAAGUGGGCCGUUAAUUGCGGCGUUAACUCAAUCAGGGGUGACUCACAGGAGAUAUUGUGCUUUAGUGUGUGUGUACUUGCGCGUCCGAUUGUUGUCUGUGUCUUUUGCGUGAACGAGUAAUGAGUUUUGGUGCUGAGGUACGGAGAAAAACAGCCGAGCCCAGCGCGUCCCUGCUGGGGGACCGGAUCAGAGGAGUCUCGUCGGUAGUAAACAGAUGAUUGGUGAAUGGCAUUUUAGUCUCCCUGUUUCACACACGGGUAGUUGAUCCUCCUGAUGAGACUGAUGUUGAUUACCCCAGAGAGAGUGCAUUUAAGGUUAUUAAUGAGGAUUACAUGCUGACCUCAUCUAUACUCAGAGAAGUUUCUGCAAGUAUGAGGAAACGCAGCCAGACUGUGAUGCUGUAGCAGUAUACAGGAGGUAGAAGUUUUUACACAGUAACUGAAGUUAAAGUUUGAUGAACUAAUCCGUCAUGGCAGCCAUUUUUUAAAGCAAUAAUGACUCAAACAGAGAUAGCACAGACGGUUAAGACGCAUAGAUUAUUUACUAUAUAGUCUGGAGUGGAUGUGAUAGUACAAGUGCAUUAUUUAAAUUAAAACCCAGGCUGGAUUUGAGUCAAAUCCUGAUCAUAUACUAAAAGCAGAGAGCGAACAAUUCCUCUGAUAUCUUCAUUAUAAUGUUGUUCCUCUGAGUUCCUGGGUGCAGUGUUUUAAAUUCAGGGACUCUGAGGCCUCUUUUAAAUAGAUCGUGAACAUAAGAGGGGAUCGGAGAGGACGCCGUCAGACAUUUAUGACCGUCCUGUAGCUACACGCUGUAACGGCUGAGGCUUCAACCUUUGCUAGUUAACAUUACCAUUCACUUACUUAAACAUUAGCUAGCUUAUAUCAACGUAAGCUAGCAAUUUAUCCCUUUUUUUAGUUGUCUUGUAAUCCUGUCAUAUCAUAACAUUAACAUUCAGACACUCAUGUUCUCCUGGGAGUCAUUCUUCUGACUUUGCUACAUUCAUAUGUUCAGUUCAUAAAGUUGGAGUUUACAUUACCUUACUCUUUGAACAAGGUCUAAUAAUGCUUAGAUAUUGCUUUAGCUAACAUAGCUAACUUGUCAUUAAAUGUAAAGUAUCAUACUUAUGUUAAUAUCUAGGUUUUCUGAAGAGACUAGGUCACUUUUUAUGGUACGUUUACAUUUUCAGUUCAUAAAGUUGGAUGUAACAUAACCUUACUCUCUGAACAAGGACUAUAAUGCUAUAACUUUGCUUUAGCUAACAUAGCUAAUUUGUUAUUGAAGGUAAAUUAUCACAUCUAACUUUUCUGAAGAAACUAGGUCACUUUUUGUGGACAGUAGAUAUUUAUAACACCGUGUUAUGGUAUAUUUUGGAGCAAUAUGUGAAUUACUAAAAAGUUACCUAACAUUUGUGAAAGUUUGUUGUCUAAUAAGUCAUUGUUGCUCUUACUUGAGUGUUUUUUCCGACUCAGAGAGUUGCUUUUCCGAUGUGUCUGACUAUAAUAAUAAAGGCAGCUUGAAUCUAAAGUUAGCAUGAGUAGAAAAAGGGUCUCAGUCAAACCCUGUAAUCUAACUUGGACAUUUCUUUGAACCUGUCUGGAGGAUAAUAAACUUUGAUGGCUGGGGCACAGCUGAAGAAAGAGAGGCUUAGAGCUGAAAAGCAAAAUGUUGCAGAAACCUUGCCCCGAGUGGUUCUUACCUCCACAUCUUCCAUUACUCCUGAUAAUAGACACCCAGUAGUGCAUUACCUUGUACUCUUACCUUGCUGAUUUUGACAGAGAAAACUUUGUUCAUUAGCUGUUAGUAGAUGAUGAAGCACACAAAGAAAGUUCGAGAACAAAUCUUUAGUUAUUUUUUCAGAAGAAAAUUGAAUUUCAAAAGGAGAAUGUGAAAGAAGGGAAGGGUUAGAAGUUGUCUAAGUGUAAGAUGGAGUAAAAACACUUUUCUUUAAGGAAGCCAUUUUCCCAUUGUGCACCCUCUACGUUAUUUGAGUCCAUCAAAGUGCGCCUCUAACAGCUGAUACAGCUGUGAUUUAACUCUACACAGUCUUUCUACCAGUGGAUAAACCAGAGAGGAGACUUUUCACCUCAGUUGGAGGCCAUUACUGUCGUUCUCUACAGAAAAAUUUGGACUAUGUUUGUCAAAAGCAACAACUUGUCCCUUCCAGCUGUUUCUAAAGGAUUGUUGAGAACUGUCGGAGCCUGUGGCACUAAAGUAGGGCGAACCUGCAGCAGAACAAACAACACUAACUUCAGAGCACCUUGGUGGGUUUAGACUUUUCAUUUCCAUUCAUGUCAGUGGAAAAAUAAAAACGAAUACAAUUGCACUGGUGUUAUUUUCCUUGAAAGGCAGCUGUGCUCAUGCUUCUGCUGUCACUUUGAUGCAACCUGGCAGAAUUAUUAUCCAGAAAAAUGUUGGAGGACGUGGACUUGCUUUAGUUUUACGCUCUGUGAAGCAAAGAAGAAUUGAUUGACAUUACUCAUGUGGAAAAAUAUAUCUGGAUCUUGUUUUUUAUUCCUCUAUAUUUUUGUACAAACACAUUAUUCUUUGUGGGUCUCAUUUUCACUGCAGGAGUGACAGAUUUUCUAUUGCUCUGUUCCUGUCCACUGUAUAUUUUAAGUAUCUUUAGCGUUAGCCGGCUGUUGUUAUUUAUUGAUACGGGCAGUAUUCUCCAAAGAGUCUUUUUAGCGCAGAUGUGAAAGGUGCAGCGCUGCUAUCUUUGUCUCAGUCUUCCUUGCUCGUUCUCUCUCUCUCUCUCUCUCUCUCUCUCUCUCUCUCUCUCUCUCUCUCUCUUUCUCCUGGCAGUCUUCACCAGCUUGUGCAGCCUUUACUAACUAGCCAUGCUCUCUGCGCAAAUGAUGAUGAGACAGCAAAACCAGAAGAGACAAUGCACAGCAGAAAAUGAGGAAAGAGAGUUUAGGAGAGAGAGAGAGAGAGAGAGAGCUGCAGAAAAAGAAGAGAGAAUGAGAUCCAUCAGUCUUUUUUAUGCACUUUUACCACAUAUAUGCUCCUCCCCAGGGAGCACUAUGUCUCUGUCUAGACCACGACCCUCUCCUCUCUGUGCCAUUUUUUCUUUGUUGUCAUCAUCCAGUGCAUUUUCCUCCCUAUCUCCCUCUCCCCUCGUCGCCUCCCACCACCUUCAGUUAUUAAAUCUCCUCUCACCCUCUUCUUCCUCUGUUUCUCCUCCCUUCCUCUCCCCCUCUUUCUCUUCUCCUCUGCCCUGCAACCUUUCUGUCUUGUGCCACUAAGUGUUCUUAUAUAACAGCUAGCACCUAGAGGGACUUCUCUCACCCACCCACCCACCCACCCAGCCUCCUCCUCCUCCUCCUCCUCCUCCUCCUCUUACUCCACCCUUUUAGCCUCCUGUUUUUUCUCCCUCUUCUACACCUUCUCAUCUCCCCCCACAGUCAUUUUUCCUCCUCUCCACUUUCUUCUUGCUGACUUCACUUUUAGAAACAAAUGGUUCUGCUGUGUAAUUCUUCCACAAAUAAUUAAACUCAAAAGUCAUCACAAACUAUUCUGAUUCACGAUUAACCGCUUCAGAUGUUUUUCAAGCAGGAGAUUUCAGACAUCAGACUUUUGCUAGUUGUGGAUUUUUCAGUGUCACCAACUGUUUUUCUCGUCUUCAUCUUUGGUAGAGUUUAAUGAUUUUAAGAGGAAAUCUUUGAGUUUUGCACUGAUGGUGGAAUCAUGAAAGAGGCAAUUUUAAGAUGUUCAUUCAGACCAAGUGGGCAAGAGGGCAAACAAAGAAGUGAGUAAAUGCAUAUAUACCGUAUUUUUCACACUAUAAGGCGCACAACCGAUGAAGUGUCUAUUCGCGUCUAUUUUCAUACAUAAGGCGCACCAGAUUAUAAGGUGCAUUAGGCCAACCAAAACAGUCAGAUAAGUCAAACUUUAUUUAACUAAUUCAAUAACUCUGCGAGGCUACGGUAGCUGCAGUGCUCCGACAAGCCAAAAGGAUUUUAAGUGCGCCUUAUAGUGCGAAAAAUACGGUACAUGCAUAUUAGUGGUGGGAAUCACCAGUGACAUGAUGAUACAAUAUUAUCACUUGAUACUUGGGCCACGAUAUGAUAUUAUUGUGAUUUUUAACAUUUUGCAAUACAGUGAGUAUUUCGAUACAAUAUAUUGCAAUUUAUACAAUUAUUUCAACUGUUAAGCUAAUUUAGUAUUUGUCUUUCCUUUUAUAUUUGUCUUAUUUACACUGACAUUUUUUUAUUUUAUUUUUAUGUAGCACAUCUUGAAACCUUGUGUCAGGUCCCUCGCACUUGGGCCCUGUUUGCAUUCCUAAUGUCUUUCCCCAGGCGCUGCCGUGUUUGUUGAACUAACUUUCUCCUUCGCCAACCUCACUGGAAAAAACAGUUGACUGUAUUUUUUCCAUUAUCCCAGAUUUGACUUCAUAUUCACAAUUAAUUGGAAAAAAUCGAUACUUUGUAGAUGAGACGAUAUGAUAUAUCACCGGACAAAAUAUUGCAAUACUAUGCUGUAUCAAUUUUUUUCUCCCACCCCUAAUGCAUAUAUAUAUAUAUAUAUAUAUAUAUAUAUAUAUAUAUACAUACAUGUGUGUUUCUGUACACAAACAUAAAGAAAUUUUUCUCCUUGGAAGCAGCCACCCUGCAACACAACACAGAACUACUUUCAUAUGCUUUUUAUUAUUUAGCCAGUUGCUGCAUCAAGUCAACCUGGUGGAAGACAGAGUAGAAGAGAGUGUUUUUUUGUGUGUCUGUGCACUAGAUUUUGUAUUAAUAGACGUUUUUGGUGGGAAAAAAAAUCCCACUUAUAAAACCAUCACAGGAGCUUAAUGUCCUAUAAGACCACCAUCACAUUACCACCAGGAAAGGUGAGCAAUGGAGUCUUUGGGCUCUAUUUUCGUGCCCGACGGCGGCGUGGUGGAGGCAGGCGGACCCUGCGCAGUGGUAUUUCCGUCUGGCGGAGCCCAGCAUACAGCCAGUUUGAUAUUUUCGUAGACUGAGGCACAAAAAUAGAGCCCUUUGAGUUGAGCCUCUGAGCAGCAGAUGUUAAUACCUCCAUGUCCACACACCGCACCUUUACCUCUAAUAGAUUUCUUGACAAACUAAGUGUCCAAGAUUAAACUCCUCACCUCUGUAGAGUACAUUAAGAGUAUUAGUCUCUGUGAUUUUGAAGUUAUCUACUCUACAAAAAGGAUAGUUUCCAAAUGUCCUGUUUGCUUCUUUUUCAUGUUUCCUCGGUUAUAGCAAGAUUGAUUAUGGGGGGAAAUUGGACUGUGAUUUGAAAGGAACACGCUAUCUUGAAAACUAACAGUAGUCUGUGCCAUAAUUUAAAGCUCAUUUUUCACCACUCUUGACAUUAUAUAGACUCAGAGAUCGUAAUGUACACAAAACAAGUUGUCCAUUUCAGCAGCACGUUUUAUUUUCUAUCUCUCCUUUAAAAAAAAAAACAACAGCAGCAGUAGCAGCAUCACUCAUUUUUAUCAGCACUGUGUCAGUAGUACCCGGCAGCCUUUUAUCCAAAAAUACUAUUGGCUGCUCAAACACAGACACACACACACACACAGAGGCUCUUCUUUUGCUCUUGCUUCCUUACAUCCAGUUCCUCUUGCAUGCCGACAUCCUCUCACCUAUUUCUCAAUGACUGCAUCACUCUCCUACUUUUUACACCCCGCUCGCGUCCGGGAUUCUCCUCAUCGCGUGUUUUCAUAUUCAGCACAGCCUCUUCCUCCUCCUUUCAUCUUGACUCUAUCUACUUACCAUUCUCUCCAUCCCACAGCCAUUGUACCUCUCUCCCCCCCAUCUCAAACUUCUCUUCCCCUCCUCUUCCCUCCCCCUCCAAAGCCUCACCCCCUUUCUCUAAAUAUAGUCCCUUUGAAGCAGAGCUGUGUUGUCUCUUUCUGCAACACUGCGAGACAAAAGUCUGUCAUCUCACAUCUGAGCGGGUAGAAGAGAAAAGCACAGAUAAGAUUGAUGGCCCAAAAAGAAACACCGGUUAAGAGAAUUGAUAUUCAUCUGCCUGCGCGUGGGUGUGUAAAUGAGGAGAAGGGGGUGGGAGAUGAAAAGGGAGGAGAGGAGAGGACCCAGAAAGAAAAGGAGCAGGAGAGGAAGAUGGCGAGACAGAAAGAAGGAGGUAGAAGAAAGAGAGAGAGAGGUGCCGUGACAUUUCUGAUCCACAUUUUGUAAUUGAAUAAUAAUCUCUCUGGAGGCCUGACCUAGUAAUGUAUGCACGUGUGCGCAUGUUUGUGUGUGCGUGCCUAAAGCUGUGUGUGUGUUUGCACGAUGUAUACACAGUGAGGGAUGGUUGAGAGUGUGUAGCAGAAAAUGUGCAAGGAAGAGGAGACAGCCAGGAGGGGAAAAAAAGGAGAAAAAGAAAAGAAAAGAGAACGAGAGAGGAGGUUUGCUUUUUUGACAGGAAGUGCAAUAGGUCCCCCUAGUGGUAUAAAGGAGUAAUUACAGCUCAGGUUGGUCACACGUCACUGCAGCCAAGAACAAUUCCCAUCUCAUCAGCUCACCUGCAGGAGCCCCUCUAAUCACUUCUACUUUGUCUAAUUACAGAUUGUGUCAUUAACAUAAUAAGUAUACUUAGUGUUAUAAACAGCUAAGAUCACAGCAUGAGAGCUGAACAAGAAAUCAAACCGCACCAAUGCCUCAGUGGUUCAAUAAAUCAGCUGACGGGUUACCGUAUGUCUCUCUCUCACACACGCACACACGCAUACUGAAAAACAGACAACCUUAAAGUGGCCUUCCUAACAACCUCGUCCAUCAGUGUUGGUUGCCAUGGGAGCUGGGCCCAUCAUAUGCACCACGUGCAGGCCGGUUCCCCUUGCGGCCGGAGCGAUACAUCGCCCCUGACAGGAACUCCUUCCGCCUCAGUGACCCGGCCCGUAGCUGGCUCAGGGGGAGAGACAGGAGUGCAGAUUAUCAUUCUCAGCAGCGUCCUCAGCACUCACCAAGGGGCAUUUAGUGGGAAAAUGUGUUUUUUUUUUCUAUGCAGAGGAGUGAGAAGGUGUAGUAGUUUCUCUCUUGGAGAACAGAUGGUGUCAAUGCACACCGAGGGAGAGGUCCAGAGUUCCCCGGCUUCUUUUUAGUGUUACUUUUAUGAUGAAGAAAGUGGUGAAGUGAGCAGAUAAGAAUUUAAUAAUCAUUUUGAUGAAUUGAUUCAAGUUAAAGCUCCUGUGAAGAGUUUUGAACUGGUUAUUAAACACACCAGGAUUAAUAUAAACGCUUCAAUUUGACCUUCUGAAGCAAAUGGCACCCUGACUACCAUAAAAUUUGUUGUAUAAGAGACGCUUUUAAUACCAUUUACAUCAUCUAAAAAGUGAGUUGCAUCCUAAUACAAGUGUGACCUAUACUGGUAUAAGCUACAGAGAGUAGUAUCGUGUUGUUUGUUGUGUAGCAAGCAACCACUUCGAUGAAAUACACCACUCACACAACUUUUGAAUGAUUUUUUGCCACAUUAGAAAACAGCAGCAUACAAUAAAGUGAGUCUGGUCCACGGCUGGUUUGAUUUAAAUGACUCUAAGACAAGAAGUGACCAGUAGAGGGUCUGAACUACCUCACAACACUAACCGCUCCUAAAAUCCGAGCUAGCAGGGUGAUAAAAACAGAAGCUAGCAGCUAGAAGGAUUGGCAUAGAAACAGCUGUGCAAUGGAGGCCUCUAACAGGAACACAGUUUGAACCCCCUCCAAAAGACCAGACUGUAUCAUAUACCAGUGGGACUUAUAUUCUACGGUAUUCCUAUAUAUGUCUCUUUUUAUUGUCUGAAAACACUGCCAAAGGGUAGGUUUUAGAUGAAGUGCCCAUUAGUAAAACAACCAUUCUGUUACUCUCUAUAGCAAAACAUAUGUUAAUUAGUGCAAACAAAUAGUUUGACGGUUUAUAAAUCAUUUUAAGUUUAUUUUUUAGUUUGAAAUGGUGCAAAGACAACAGAUGAAACUGAAAAAGAAAAAUGUUGUUUGAUGAAAAUUAUAUGCACUUUGAUGCCAGCAACAUAAAGUGACUUUUAAAACCUACUGGAGAUAUUAUUGUUAAAAGAUUUAGAGAAUCUGGAAGAAUCCUUGUACAAAAGAGACAAGGCUAAUAACUGAUACUGAAUAGCAGUUAGGGCUGGACGAUAAACUGAAAAUUUACCGAUACUGAAAUUUACGACUAUAACCAACAUCAUCUUGUCCAUAUUGGUAUAUUCGGUGUCAAAAAAAAUAAAUAAAAGUUGGUUUUGGAUGUGUGUAGGUAGGCCAUGGUCUCGUGUCCCCACAUCAGAGACGUACUCCACCCCAUCCAGUCUGUAUCAAAGAGGGAAAAACAGGUGAGGAGAUGGAGGACAGUUCAAAAGUUGUAGUGGCUGGAGCGGCUGCUGAAGUAUAUGAGGUUAAUGUGGGAGGGGGUGAGCAGUUUGUGGAGUAGUUACCGUCCAUUUACCGUUAUCGAGGUGAACUGCUCAAUAUAUCAUGAUCUUGAUUUGAGGCCAUCUCACCCAGCCCUAAUAGCAGCGAUCUUAGGUCUGUAAAAACAGACAUGACUCUGCGGUGGGAGUCACAGCAUGGGCUCAGAAGCCCAACCAAAAUCCAUUUUCUGCAGACAGCUGUUAGAUGUUGUUUGACUGUAAUAUAUUGGAAUAAAAAAAGUUUGUGUUUUAUUUCAGGUUAUGUGCAGGGCUCCUUCUUGUCUGGAGAAAGUAAUGUCUGAAGUCUGGUUGCCUGGCAACCUCACGCUCAAAAUGUCACACAGUUGCUUUUAACAGAGAAACAAAACAAGGUGUUUUUUUUCUUCUUCUCUGGUUACUUAUCUACAUCUCUGUCUGUCGUUCUUUCUCCCCCCUCCUCCUCUCUCUCUUCUCUUCCUGUCUGUGUUUUUGAUCCAGGUUGCGGAGGGAAGGCUACACAGUGCAGGUCAGUGUCAAUGACUACCUGGACAUCUACUGCCCACACUACAACACAAGCCAGCGGGGGACACUAGAACGCACCGUGGCUGAGCAGUACAUCCUCUACAUGGUCAGCUACCGCGGCUACCGCACCUGCGACCCUCAGCUGGGCUUCAAACGCUGGGAGUGCAACCGGCCCCACGCACCGCACGCUCCCAUCAAGUUCUCCGAGAAGUUCCAGCGGUACAGCGCCUUCUCACUGGGCUACGAGUUCAACGUGGGCCAGGAGUACUACUAUAUCUGUGAGUGGGGGCCAGUAAACAGCCUGAGGAAGCUUCACAUCCAAUAUUUGAAUAUCGUCUCCUCGGCUGCUGUCACCCACUCAUAUUGACAAUGUGUGGGUGUUGCUAAUAGAUUCUUGAGGUUCAGCCGAGGACAGGCGGUUGCUCUGAUUGCUGAGGGUGUAGUGGCCUGCAGAGGGCACAAGGUUGACAUAACGUGUAUGUGUGUGUGUCUGUGUUUCAGCCACGCCUACCCACCACCACGGCCACAGCUGCCUGAGACUGCGAGUCUUUGUCUGCUGCUCCACUGGUGAGACCAAACAACCCUCCUCCACUCAUUUCUAUCCCUCUGUGACACUUCAUCUACACUUUCCCUCCCCACUCACAUCUCUUUCUAUCGCCCAAACAAACAAACAAAGAGGCAGAGAGACGCAGACAGAGAGGCAGAGGCACAAAGAUCUGACUGUCUUGUCGCAGAAAAGAGGCUUUUCCGCCUGCGUGCCGUCUUGGCGAGAUUCUGAUGAUGGCGUCUUUUUCCCUGGAAGCAGCUUCUUAAUGUUAGCCAUUAUAGUAAUGCUCUCUCCCUCUCUUCCUGUGAGUGAUGCGCUCUUGAACCUGUACGAAAAGAUAUAAAACAAGAAAAUUCUGCAGGAUCCUCUCUCUCUCUCUUUCGCUCUCUCUGUCACUUUCCAUCCCUCUCUCUCCCACUGUCUCCCCCCUUUCUCUUCCUCCCUGGCUCUCUUCUGAAGCCUGCUGCUCCGUGUAGUGUGUGUGUUAUUUUUACCCUGCUCUCUCCCCUGCAGGCCUUUGAUCAGGCAGCCCAGCGCUGAAAGCCUCCCCCCCUUCCCUCUCUCCUCUAACCUUGUCAGCACUAAUACAUCCCACACUCAGGCCAAUGUCAGUCCCUGUGUACACAUCACCUUAACACCCCCCACCCCUGUCCCGGUGUCACGCCUAAUCUAUUGAUGUGUCUACCAUGCCAGCGUUCGCUCCCAGAUGCAAGAGUUUGACCAUGUGUGUGUUAGUGCACAUGGUUGUAUGUCAGCUAUAAAUCUUUUCAACUUGAGCGUGUGUGUGUGUGUCUUUGUGUGGAUGAAUGGGCAUGUGUGCAUUGGUGUAUUUCGUCCGUUUACAAUCCACAACCUUUACCCAGCAAGGUCAUCUUAACAGCUUGCUAUCAGAGAGCUGUUGACUCCAGCCGCCUCCACACCGUUUUCAUCUUCUCUGUGUGUGUGUGUGUGUGUGUGUGUGUGUCGCCCACCUUAGAUUAAGAGACCUGAAGAGAAGAAAUAGAUGUGAAUAUUCAUGCCAUAUGCUUUUCAUCUUUUACUACUUCCUUCACAAAUACGCUUUCGCAUCCUCGUUACUGUGCGACAGAAUCACGGACACAUAUAUUUAAAAUGACAAAAAAGCAAAGUAUGCACAUCUACAAACCCACAUAUCUAUCAUUUGUCAGUAAUUUGGCUUCGCAGACUGGAUGUAAUUCAGUGUCUAGACGACAAAAUUGAAAAAAUGAUUUCUGUCCAACGUUUCCAAAUGCUUUUAAUCACCAGAGGGAAGUCUGGAUCCUCAGUCCAGCACUCUGCUUUUAUUCUAAUUUACAUUUACAUAGUGACUAACCACAGGUUUUUAAACAGUAACAAGACACUGUAAUCUCACGGUACAACACAUAAACAACAGAGGAUUAAAUACAUAAACAAAUCAUAGACAUUGAAUAAGAUGAAACAAAUAAGUGGCAUAAUUUCCAAUACAUAUUCAGCGCAAAAGGCUGUUUAUUUUACACAGUCUAAGUACUGUAAUUCCAAUUCAUGGAUUGUAUAAACACAGAUAUAGUCACAGUGGCUCACUUUUUAAAGAGGCAUAAUACUUUCUUAAACUCACUUUUAAUCAGUCUAAAACAAGUACAGACGACUUAGCAAACACCUUAUAAAACUCAUUUAUUAAUCAGUUCUAACCUGUGCAGUGUGGAAAUAAAGGAAUAGACCAUAUGAAUCAUUUUUUCUUAAUCUAACAAGACUUUGAAUAUGUUGAAACCUGCGUUAAAACUUGGCAUUUUCACAUAAGACCCAAUAGGACUUCCUUGUUUAACACAAGACUGAGCCAAUGUGGAGGAGCAUGAACUAUAGAUCCUUAAGUGUUCACUUAGGACUGGAUCCAAAAGGCCAGGAGAGCCAAAAACACAACCAGAUGAAAAUUCUACUUUUUACAGCAGAAUUUCACAUUUACAGCCUGUUUCUGUCUGAAUUUCCCAUCUCCUUGUUUUCACACACUGUCCAGGUGUUAUCAGUUUGACUUGUAUACUCAUAAUUAGAUGUGUGACCGGUUUAACAGAGAGGCUGGUGCAUUUUAUCUGUUAGCCAAGAGGUUACAGGUCCACCUCAACUCCACCUCUCAGACAGAAAUUAUCCUGAGUCAGCGUUUUCAAUAUGGCAGCUGUCGGGCAUCAAAGCUUCCCUUCAGAAAAUAACAUGUGGUGUCACUGCAACAGUACGGAUAUUUUAUUCAGUCUAUGAUUUUAACUUGAGGCCUGAUGGGGUGUCCUCAGCUAAUGCAGCCAGCCUCUAGUGGACACUCAACGAACUGCAGAUUUUCCUCUUCUUGGCCCUCCAAAAGUUUCACUUUGGUCCAGUUAGGGUUUAAAGUUGGAUUUAAACAUUUGCAUCUGUCUUAUGGAGAUUUUCUGCUUCCCUUCCCGUGUUUUUCCUCAUCUGUUCAUAUUUUUUAGCUGCUAAAAUGCCCAUUUUGUUUGACUUUCCUCUUUCUCUCCCUCUGUGUUUGUCUUGUCGUCUCUUCUUUCCCUCCUCCCUCUCCUUUCCUUCCUUCUGUCUUUGUCUGUUUACGUGUUGUGUUUCUCAGUUUCCCAGGCAGAUGAUGACUCCAGUCAGACUCCUCCUGACUACACAGUCAGGCCAAACCUGAAAAUACACAACAUCGGUGAGUGAGGCUGAGCUGCUGCUGAAAGAGAACAACAGCCAGUCGCCAGAUGCUGGUCAAUAUUUGGCUGCGGCUGCAGAGUAUGAUUUGUGUACCAAUCAUUGUGGAAAAGAACCAGCCAUUUGUUAGUUUUUUCUUAAAUUCUAUGGUUGGCAAAAGGAAAUCCCCAGACUGAAGCCGGUUGAUGAGUAAAACAUUAUUUUCAGCUCUUGAGAGUUGUGCAAUUCGGGGAAGACUGUAAACACUGCGACUUGAUUCAGCAACAGUGACACACAUUUAGUAUUUACACCAUUCAACCCAGUGACCCCCUUUAACCCCCCUCAGCUUUGUAAGGUAAACCAGUUUCAGUUAAUGUGUCUUAUCUAUCAGUGAUGAUAAAUUUAGACAUACCAAAGUGGUAAAACCGCACAGACAAUAUGCUGGAAUGAUAUUGGCCCAGAUACUGACCUCAUUACACAGUUCAUUUGUCUGUGUCAUUAUGAAAUUAAAUGUUUCCUUAGUGACAUUAAUUCAGUGGUGACAGCACAUUAACUCAGUUUUAUGACCACAGCAGUACCUGGCCUCAUGUUUCCUUAUAGUGAAGUUAUUUUAAUCGUUUGCACACAGUGGACAAAUAUGCAGAACUCAAAAAGUAUGAAGCAGAUUCAAUAUUCAGUAUCACAGAGUGCAAAUUGAUGGAACUUUUAUUUGUGUAGAUUUUGGUGUUUUAUCUUAUCGUGGUGGAAUGAUGACUAUGUUAUGUCAAAACUUUAGCACAUCUAGUUAAUGAAAACAAAUAAAAUUCAUCCAGGACCACUUUUGCAAAAAACAAACAAUUUAUUACUUGCAUGUAUUAUUUGUAUUAUGACAGUGGAAACAGCAAGAAAAGUAAGGUUAAAGCAGUUCAAUUAAACGCCCAUUAUAAUAUUUGCCAGUUAGAUUAGGGUGACCAAAUGUCCUGUUUUUACGUCCUGUCCUGGUUUUUUUCCAUAGAGUGAUAAAAGUGUCCUAGUGUCUGUUGUUUUUCAGUGGGCCACUAUGGAUGAAGGAGAAAGCUCAAGAUAUAAAAUAAUUUAUUUCUGGACCAAGUCCUGGUUUUUGUUUUCGGUCAUCAAAUUAUGGUCACCCUAAAUUAGAUGCCAGGAAGGUUUUCAGCUGAGCAGUCACCUAAACAUGUAUUUUUUUUUUUUUUUUGUGAUAGAAACAAAAAUGUGCAUCAAAUACCUCUGGAGCCGCUGAGAAAAUGCCUAGAAAUUGUCAUGUCUGCUGAAACAAAGAGUUAACUUAAAAGCUUUUAUCUGUAUCUCCAUAUCAAAGUGUGACAUUUUUAAAGUAAGGAGUCCAAACAUCAAAGGUUGUCAUUAACAUCCACUUAAGACAGCUAUCUUAUCUCAAAGGCAGGUGGUUUGACCCCACCCUGCUGCCAUCAUCAUAUCGCUGAACAUGUUCUGUACAUGCAGGCGUGAUAAACACAAAAGAAAGAAAAAAUCCUCACUGUAAACUAUGAGGAAACAGGCGUACUAACAGAACUAAUCAUGGUCUGGUUUGCUCUAUAGAGCACAUAGAGGUAUCGCACACCGCUAUGUUUUGAAGGUAUCAGGAUCGGCAUCAAGGGGAAAAAGGUUUAGUUAAAAAAAUCAUGAAAUUUUCAAGUGUCAGAUCUUCGUGAUGGUCAAGAACCAUUUUCCUAUAUGUUGAUAAAAAUCCCUGUUUUAGGAGAAAUUACAGUACAUCAGCACAGUUGUCUGUAAACUUAAAUGAGUGUAUAAAAUGGAAAGUCGGGUUUAAUUUAUACAGUUUGUCUUAGUUUUUAUCUGUGUUGCCUCAAUACCUAACUGAACACUUUUAGGGGGAUUAAUUAUUGGCAAUAUCUGUACCUAAAAUCAUGACUAAAUGUUGAAAAGUAGAUCAAAACUUCAACUUAUUGCCCUUAAAUGUCCCCCUGUCUUACACACAAACACACACAUCUUCACGCAGGUAAAACCAAACGAAAAUCCUCCGUGCAAAAUCUCACAGGGUCAGCAGAGGUCUUGUAAGGAAUGAAAGAUCCGUGUUUACCUUAGGAGAAAGCAUGUCAGCUGGGGACUCAACUGUGCAGCUGAGUGGUUACAUAAACCCUCUAUUUUUUCUCUCUUUUUUUUACUCUCCAUUCUCAUCUCAAACAAAAAGCCUCUUUCCGGGGAACCAUUUAGCAUGCUUGUGUGUCUGGGAGCUGUGGGCAGCCUGUGACGAGGGGCUAAGAGAGUGUGACCUGACCAAGAUGGAAACUGAGACCAGAGGAGGCAGAGCGAAGAGAGCUCUUCAGCCAUCAGUACUGAGUAACUUCAGGAGAGGGAGAUAAAAGAGAGAAAGGAGGCAGAGAAAGAGAGAUGCAGCAGCAGAAAGAGGGACAGGGAAAGAGAGAAACAGGCAGAGAAAGAGAUAAAAACCAGAGUGGGGGCAGAAAAAAGGGGGGCAGGAAGAAAGAAAGGCUCAGUGGUGGGCGAAUUGCUCAGCAGUAACUCCGGCUCGAGCUUAUGUACAAUUUAAUAUAAAAAAACACAAACUGGCAGGGAAUCAUAAAAAAUCACAGCCUCCAGCGUUGUGAUGCAUUUUACUGAAUACAUUUGGAGGGAUAACAAAAUCAGGACACACAGAUUUAUGCACUCAAACAGACACACACACACUUUGAAACAAACCCAUAGCACUGAUGGCACAUCUGACCGCUGGACACCCACUCCCUGACUCACCCUGAGGACCAGACCGGCCCACAGACUGGCUCGGCAUCAACAAAUCUCUGCCUUUCGCUCCACAUAUGUUUGGACUUGCUGUCAACCUUGUUCCAUUAUUAUUAGCUCUGCUCCUACGUCACAUUUUCCUUAUUUAACACGGUGUCUUAAGGAUAACUCCGGUCUGUUCCAACCACCAUCUCUGCGGGGACAAAUAAGGCUGUUUUCAGCAAGAUAACCGCUGAAAUACAGAACCACAGUGACAGACAAGACAAGAAACAUGAGCAGCAAGAUGUUUAUACCGAUUUCUGUGCAAAUCCACAAUUCAGGCAAAUUCCUUCCAAGAAAAACUGAAGACAGAAAACAAGACUUGUUCACUACCUUGUCAUCUUAGUCUUGUUUGAGCUUGUCUUUCUCGCCCAAUUAGGAAGUGUGUCCAGCUUUCGUUCAUCACUUUGGCAGGUCUGUUAUGUAACAUAAAUAACAAGGAUGAGCGCUAAGUUAUGACUAGUGUUGUAGUCAAGACCACCUGAGCCAAGAUCUAGUCACAAAGACAAAAAAAUACUUGAUUCUGUUUGGUUAAAAACUCAUAACAAUGGUGCUCACUAAUGAAAAAGAAGAGCAACAACAGGUACAAACAGACCACAUGUUGUUUUUGUUUAAUCAUUGACCAGUUUAAGUUGAGAAAAGAAGAAAAGAGGAGGAAAACAGUGUAGAAAAAACACCAAGGGAUGUUGAAACACAGAAGGACCUGAGCGAACAAGACGUCCAAAAUAAGUAAAACACCCAAAGUAACCUCAAACCUCAACAUGGUGAGGGCACUGACUGUGUGAAAUGAAGUCAUAGGGAAGAAAACCUUAUGCAGGUGCUGCUGUUAUUCUCUGAAUGUCAGUGGAAAAAUUCCAGUGAACAUGUUCAGUUUAGUGUGUUUUAUAACAGCACAGAGGACUCAGACGUUAAUAAACACGGUUCACUUGAUUUUUGGUUUUAAAGUUUGGGUUUGUCGGCUAAUGUUGAGAUUUGAACGUGACUUAAAUGUUGAGUUCAGUGUUAAUUUGACUCAUGAGGGCUAUUUUCUUUUAAGCUACUUUAAUUAAACAAUAACACCCCAUAGGAACAAAAGAUAGUUUCUAAUUGUUUGUAUCCUCACCUGCUUGGAAAAGUCUUGUUUGACAUGUUAUCCACCAUGCCUGUUUUUGCACUAAAUCAAUGUUAUGUCAUUAAAUUUACUCAAACAGGCCAAACUCCUCCUCAGAAUAUACAAAAGUGGUGAACAAGUACAAUAGUUAACCUUGUAGGAAAGACAAAACUCCAUUUACGGAAAGAAAACUUGAGCAGAACCAGAUUUAUUUAUGUGCAGCCAUCAGCCUUGACUGGAUGGACCCAGAAUGAGAAAAGGAAAGAGACACAGAUGAGAGAGAUGGAUGGAUAAAAGUAAAAACACAGAAAAUCAUCCCUGAAGAGAAUCAUUUGCAGAGGGGAAAUUUAAUGCAAAGCAAAUAUGCAUGUAAGUCCAUCAUGUUAUCAUGUUAUCUCACAAUGCACAGGCGAUUCGGUGAUAUCUGCUCUUUUGAGGAAUACGUAGUGAAGCCGUGGUCUGGAUUUGUCCCACAUACUCUUGAAAAAGACCUUCACAAAGUAUAACCUUAAACUGUAAUAACCCGGAAUUAUCCUUUGAGUGUGAACUGACUGGAUGUGCCCUGUAUUUGGAGGAGGAUUUUUUACUUUCAUUCCCUUUGCAGCACACCUCUGCACAGCUUGUCUGCUAUCAACUUUAAUAUGUAUUAUGAAUCGCAGAGAUCCGUCAUGGUGGAGGAUUUUAUAGCAAAUGGGUCUCUUGCCACAAACUUGCUGUAAGAAUUCAGCAUCAGUCUUGCUGUUUAUUGCUUGAAUUAAUCAUAACUAGAUUCCUGCAGCAAAAGCUCCUACGAAUUCCUCCAUCUGUGACAGACUCCCCUCACUCCUUCCUCCUGUAUUGAGCGUUUGCAGCGGCAGAAAGGGAUGAGAGGCUUAGACAUAAAUAAUGUGUUGGACCAGGAAAUACAACCACAAAUCACUCUAGGAGGCAUGAGUUGGCACUGGCAGGUUUGAUUUACAAUGAAGUACAAGAGCUUUAUUGAUCCCCAAAGGGAAAUUUCAUUUUUUAAGUGGUCUGAUUGGCGUAUAAUGUGGACAUUUCAAUGUUUUACUUAAUAAAGAACAUUUUAUUGCAUCAAUCAAAUCAAAGUACUUUAUCAGGGGAUGCUUGUCUGUGCACCAAGUAACAAGAUCUGAGAAAUCUCAGUCCAGGACUACAGAACUACACUUGGUAUAGACAGCUGCUCGUCUUUACGCCUACUGUCUCUGUGUUUUUGCAUUUAAGUGUUGACCCACACGUACGUACAUGGACAUAUUGCCCCGGUUAGAUUAGCUAAUCACCCAUCACACUGUGACAACACCCCCCCACUGAGUUCUACAGCUACCACAUGGUUCGGAUCAUCGCCUCAUGUUCUUUAUGCAUCAGUGCGAGUCAACCACGGCUGGAGGAUUUAUCAGAGCAGACGACCUUUACCCACUCAUCGACAGUCCACAGCCAAUGUGUCUUAUCUCACUGUAAACGCCUUGGGCAGUAUACCGUGGACAGGAGAGCUGCCCUGCAUGCUCGCCUGUUGUUGCACCCCAACCAGACAAGACUGAACUAGAUUGUGUGCCGGGAAAUUGAUUGCUGUAUCCCACAAAUGCGCUGUGAUGUUAGGUGUCCUACUGUGGACCUUUGAUAACUUGUUAUGGCCCAAGGCGUCAGACGUCCCCCACAUUUAUCUUCCAAGGGCGGCCUCUUUAAAUAGCGGGGGUUUUGAAAAGGUGCAUGUUGUGCAGCUUGGUGAUUGUCAAAGCAGCUGGCACCCACAGACAGGACUGAGAUCCGUGAAAGGACCAGUCCACAUGUUGGAAAUUGAAAAGUGCGUGUAGUUUCUUUUGAAAAAGUGAGGUGAAUCUUGCUUCAUCUGUUUGCUGUGUGAUAGAGACUUUUACACAAACAAACCUGAUGUUGUGAGGGCCUUACUACGACCUUUGAGUCCUACUGGUUCAGAUUCACCCUCCUCCUCCUUCUUCUUCUGUGUGAACGCCUGCGUCACGUUACAACUCUGAUAUGGACAAGCAUCUAACCGCAACCAGGACAAACCAGAGCGGUUGAAAUUCCAGACAUUCAUCAGAUAUCAGCUGUCAUGUAGUCGUUGUCUCAGAGUGUUAUCUCUCAUCACCUCCGUGUUUUUACUCGUAGCCAAUUACCACCUCUUUUAUAUCCAGCCAACCCGAGACGAGGCUCGAACAUCACAGCGAAACGGCAAAUUGAAGUCUGCGUGUUUUGCUGAAAGCUGGCUUAAUUGAUGGAAGACGAUGUGUUGUCAUGGUGACAGCACAAUAAAGUAAAAGUAAUGGAACUUCAGCGGGAAGAGGGAGAUUUUCGUCGGUCAUUUGCUGCACUUUUUCAAACAGAUACACCCCUCCUUGUAUCAAAACAAGUACUUUUCUUCUUUCAGGUGUAAUUUCUGGCUGUUAAACCUAAAUAAUGGUACAACAUUAGCGUUGCAUCUCAAGGCUUUAAACUCCUCCGUCUCUCUUCUUUUCUACUUGCGUCUUUCUUUUAUGUCUGAGUUGCAGCUUUCUUCUGCACUUAAGUAGAUUACCUGAUGGACAAAAUAGGUUUUCUAACAUCUUAAUGUGGCUAACCCAGGUUUUUCUUGAAGUUGUGAUUGUAUAAGCAAGAUUACUCUCUUCUUUUUUCUCUUUAUUUUGGCGCGUAAUAACCCUCUUGAUUUAAUGGGGAACAUUAUGUCGAGACAGAGCAUAAUGGCUCGGUGUAAUCCACUUUUUACUGAAUAUUACGAAAUGUGUUCUCCCAGCUUUUCUCUCUGUCUGUCCCCUCCAGCUAAUGUUCUGUUGUGUCUAAUCAAUGGCGAGGCCAUAGUAAUUUGGUUUGAUUGAAAUCCCUCUAGGAUAAAAACAUCAUUAGCGUGAAAAGAGGAAUACAUGGAGGAAUAAAACAGAUCAGAAACAAAAGUGUUUUUAAUUUUCCAUCCCACGGGGGAAAAGGCCAUAUGUAGCCACGCUGAUGAUAAUUGGUGGUUUGUUGAUAAUUGCAUCAUGUCUCUUUCUCUGCAUAUGUUAAAGCACAAUUUGCAUGCAUCACACAUUACUUUUAGAUGGAUGAAUUAAUAAUGUAGUAAUGGUUCAUUUCCUUCUGUCUGGCACACACUAUCUCUCUCGCUCUUUCACACUGGUGCUCCUCUCUUUUUUUCACACUUUCCUAUUUUCUCUGUCUGCGUCUGUCUCUACAGAUGAAUUUAACCCUGAAGUUCCCAAACUGGAGAAAAGCGUCAGUGGCAGCAGCCCAUCACGUGACCGCCUUCUUCUCACCGUGGCCAUGCUGCUCGUGUCGGCCAUGCUUUUGUCCUAGCAAACUGUCACCGGCAGUGACACUUCAUGCACAGCUGGACCGCCUUGUCUAAAGGGCUUUGUAUCCACCAAGUUGAAACACGGAUGAGGAUCGAGCCGAGGUGAAACAGAACCCAAACCGAGAUAACACCGAAAACAAAACAUCCUUGAACUUUACCUGGACUUUGAAAAAGGAGAGGCCUUUUUGCUGUCAUGUUCACACCAGUGUUUUGUGACACCCCACGUGUUCUUGGACCACAAACAUAAGAGAACUCCAGCAUUUCCUGCAGGUGUGUCCGCCACAACAUGACGGCCGAACCCCAAUUCAGAAUCAGACUUCAGUGCUGCUAUCAUGCCUGUGGACUUGUAAUGAGAUGGAUGUAGACUAAGCUUCUUCUUCUUGUAGCAUGGAUAUCAAACCACCUGAGAAAAUGUAAAGAAGGCAGCGACAUGGAUUUAACAGUGAUUUUUAAGGCCUUGGACCUGAUCACCGAUGGAUAAAACAUAAAUGUAGUAAAGAGCGAGUUAGACAGUGCGACUGAGCUGAUCUUACCUGGAAUAAACAGGAUAUUUAUGUAAUCAGUCAGUUCUGAGAACUGCUGCUGUUUCCCUGGACAUUGAGGAAUGUUUUCACGCUGGUGUGAGCGAGCUGCUGGUAAUAAGAGCCUGAGGUGUUUCUUAAGAAAAGAAGAGACUUCUUUUUUUUUUCUUUUUUUUUUUUUUGAGGAUAUCCACGGGCCUUUCAAGAAUCCAUUUUCUCCAGACAUCAAAAAAAUACCCUCGGCUUUGUGAUCGGUACAGCUGCAAAGCCUGCAUUUCUUAAAAGAUAGCAAGUGCCCUCUUAGAGCUAGUCCUUUGUCUGCAUUUCCUGCCUUCACACUUUAACAACCCAAGAAAAAUACAGACCCUGGACUAGUAAUUUGACGGCACUUAGACAUGGUAGAUGUGUGUUUUUUUUUUUGUUUCAAUGCAUUUACCUUCAGCUCUCCUCGUAAGUUUCCGAGGAUGUCAAACCUUUCUCCUCGCAGCAGUCUUUCUCAACAAACCACUCAUUUGCAAUUUUUGAAGAAAAAAGAGAAAAAAAACUCACAGCAGCAAGUUCCCUUUUAAUCCCAGACAACCACGUCAAGCCCUUUUCCCACUUCAGAGGUGCCCAGCCAAUCAGCGCUGAUGCCCAUUACUGCAGUCACCAUCACCAUGGAAACGACCCCAUACAGUCGCCAGAGUGCGGCAGGUGCCUGAGGAGAACUUGUGCUUUGAGACUCAAAGAAACGCUGCCGCCAUUUUGUUAAAAAAAUACAAGAAAAACAGAAAGAAGAAAAAAAAAACAACAACAACAAACACGUGUGAAUGUGCAAAUAAAGACAAGUUCACUUUUUUAUAUUGUUAUAAAGGACAACGUAGGCUGGCAUUAAUCAACAUUACAACGUUGUGCUUUUUUUAAUUUAUUUACUUUUCAAAUGUAUUUAUUUUAACAUUAAAGUAUAUUAUUUAUCUACCUAAUUUAUUAGUGUGCAUUUGUAGGCCUUUGCUCUAUAAGCUAUGUGCCAAUUUUUUUAUUGUUUUUUUUAAACAGUGGAAUUUUUACUGCAGCCUUUUGCUUGUGUAGAUAAAAAAAAAAAAGGCCGACGUGAUUCAGUCCGACAAUAAGAGGAGAGGGUUAUCAGUUCUGACUAAUCAGUAGGGAUGUACACUCAGUAACCCUACUCUCAUGUAACAGAUACUGCUAACAAGAUUAUGUUGCUGAGGAGCAUGAUACAAACCUACUGUGAUGCACAGGCGGAGAUGUUCGAUGGAAGUGCAGCAUUCCUCCAGUGCUGCACUUGCAAAACAAAGGAGUGUGCAUUGUAAUGUAUAUUUAUAAUACAUGCCGGUUAUGGAAUGUGUGUGCGUGUGCACAAAUGGUAUGAGUGUGUGGCUUUAUCUGCCUGCUUUUUGCGUGUGUGUGUGAGAGAGAGAGAGGAGGAGAGAGUGUGUGAAAGGGUGCGAGAGGAAAAAUAAAAACAUAUGUGUGCACUUCUGCGUGCGUAUGUAUGUAGAAUGUGUUUGUCCGCGCUUUUUCAAGUAUGUGGCAUUUAGAGAUUUCGUACUUGUUAAGGAGUCGUUUGUAGGAUCUGAAUAUGCAAGUGUGUCUGAGAGAAUGUGCUCUUCUGUAAUGUUAGUUUACGUUACGGGGUUUAGGGGCGCCGGGCGGAAAGCAUUUACCGAUGUUCAAGACAACCACAAGAAAAGUGUUUACCUUUGAUGAGAAUGAUGAGAAAAAAAACUGUAAAUUGAUUCAAGAAUGAUUAAAACAUGCCGAUUAAAAUCUUUUUGCAAAUUUA